This is a messenger RNA of Pelobates cultripes (western spadefoot toad), 66407 nucleotides long. Lineage: Eukaryota; Metazoa; Chordata; Amphibia; Anura; Pelobatidae. The record is from the annotation of a GenBank genome assembly.
GUCAAAUCUCGAGAGGGUCUGUAAAGGUUUUUUUAAAGCACCCAGGAAUACGUACAACACACAAAGUAGACAUUGUGCAGCAUGACCAGUUUACCAUGAGUCGACUGACACAUAUUUAAAUAUUAUUGCCUCAAACAAUGUAUUUUAAAUUUUAAAAAAAAUUGGCCAAGAUGGGUGAAAUGAAGAAAGAAGAUGUUGAAAAGUAUUUGGAAAACAAUCCUCAAUUUGCAAAGGAAUAUUUUGAUAAAAAGCUUAAAAGUGAAACAGUUGGUGCUUUAUUCAACAACAAAAAACUGGACAUAAAAGAUGACGUUUCAUUUCGAGACAUGACAAAGUUGGAGGAAGCAGACGUUUUGCUGGAGUUGAUGAUGGAAAUUCAAGAGUACAGCAACAUGGAGAAGCCUAUCCACAAAGUGCUCCAGAGGCUGGCGUUACUCUUACAUGCCGAUUGCUGUAGCAUGUUCACUUAUAGGUCCCGUAACGGCGUCCCGGAAAUGGCUACAAGGCUUUUCAAUGUCACAAAAAACUCUAAAUAUGAGGACAACUUGGUGAAUCCAGAAAGUGAAAUUGUUUUUCCAUUAGAUAUUGGAAUUGUGGGUUGGGUAGCCCACACAAAGAAGACUUUUAUUGUACCCGACGUUAGAAAGGUAGGCUUUGGUUAUUAAGCAUAUUACUUUCUUUGUUAGAAGUCCAAUAUUUCCAGAUAGUUGGAAAAACUGCGUCUAUUUCAAUAUAUUCUUUGAUUACAUUUAGACUGUGUUUAAUUGUCAUGAUAUGUUUUUUUUAAAUAAAUUAAACACUAAACUAAACAAGUUAUAUUCUAAAUAACUCGAACAUAUGCAUCUUAUUAAUGUAAAGGAGCUUUGCCAAACAGUCACAAAAUGGGUCUGUCACUUUUUAUAUGUGAAAGGUUUUUUUAAUCUUAGAAAUGAAUCUGGAGGGGGGAAAAAAAAAGCAAGUCAAAGUUUAAACACAGAUGAUGAAAUUCGAUUGACUAUAUGUAAAUAUUGUACAUCCAUUUCCUGAGAGACAUACCAUCAGAUAGGGAAACCAGAAUUUGUGUACUCCUCAUUUAAUGCUUUAUUUUAGAAAGCCUUCCAGAAGACAUUUAUUUAUUUAUUUAUUUAUUUAUUUAUUUAUUUAUUUAGCAAAAAAACAUGUUCUACAAAAACCAAAAUAUAUUAACGACCCGAUUAUAAUCUACAUUUAUUCCAGAAACUCGCAUUUGGUAUUAGACUUUCAGAACAUUUAAGUGACCUUUAAAAGAACUUCAUGAUAUUCAGUGAUAAAAAGUAGUGUUUGUAGGCAGGAGGGAGGAGGGUGAUACAAUCAGCACAGAUGGCAUAAUAAAAGCUUUGAAGGGUAAGAUUUUGAACAGAGACUCAAAGGUAACGACAAAUUCAUGCUUAAAUAUAUGGUUGGAUCAAUCUAUCUUGGACCUUUUACUGGUCAAAGCAGUAUCCCAAUAUUCUUAUUCAAUAUCCAACCCAGGCAGAGGAUGAGAGAGGUGACCAAAGGCAGCACAGAUUGUACUGCUCUCUCCCAUUACUCUGUGGCUAGUUAUACUAUUUCAAGGCAUAUUACAGAAGAGAAGAAUGAGGAGAACAAGUCAUAUUUUUUGGUGUAAUGAGAAAAGAGUUCAAAUGUUAGGAUACCAGUGGCGUCCAUACCAGGGUCGCGGCUGGUCACUGGGCCAGCCUCUUCCCCUGGGGGGCCCAGGAGCCGACCACCCCAGGGCCCCCCCGAGGCUGGCCCUGCUGACACCCGGAAGGCAGGUGGCCGGUCGGGCAGGCGGGCGCGCGAGGGAGCACUCAGUUCUUCCUCUUCCGCUCCCUCGCGCACCGCACUGAUACCAGAGCCGGAAGAUGACGUCAUCUUCCGGCUCCGGCAUCCCUACGCGGCGCGCGAGGGAGCUGAAGAGGAAGAACUGAGUGCUCCCUCGCGCGCCCGCCUGCCCGACCGGCCACCCGCCCAGGAGCCCAGCAGCACCACUGGACCCCAGGGAAUCCCCCCAGCACUCCAAAUGGUAAGGAGGCUGGGAGGAUUACAUUAAAAAAAAAAACCUAGUGUUAGUGUUUGAGUGUGUGUGAGUGUUAGAGUGAGUGUCAGUGAGUGUGUUACUGUGUGUGUGUGUGUGUGUGUUAGUGAGUCUGUUUGAUGUCUGUUAGUGAGUGUUUGUCAAUGAGAGAGUAUGUUUUGUAAGUGAGAGAGUAUGUUUUGUAAGUGAGUGUGUAUGUAUGUCUGUCGCUGAGUGUGUCUCUGUCAGUAAAUGUGUGUGUCUGUUAGCUAGUGUGUAUGCGUCUGUAAGUUUGUGUGUGUGUGUGUCUUCAGCACUUACCUUUAUCCAGCGCCAGACUCCCUUGGCGCUGAGGAUCCCUCAGCCUCUCAGCUCCGAAUGCGACCGCACACGCAUUCAAACCGCCCAUAGGAAAGCAUUACUCAAUGCUUUCCUAUGGACGUUCAGUGUGCUCCUCUAGCGGCUGUCAGUGAGACAGCCACUAGAGGCUGUAUUAACCCUCAGUGAAACAUAGCAGUUUCUCUGAAACUGCUAUGUUUUCAGCUGCAGGGUUAAAACUAGAGGGACCUGACACCCAGACAACUUCAUUGAGCUGAUGUGAUCUGGGUGUCUGUAGUGGUCCUUUAAAGGACCACUAUAGUGCCAGAAAAACAUACUCGUUUUCCUGGCACUAUAGUGCCCUGAGGGUGCCCCCACCCUCAGGGACCCCCUCCCGCCCGGCUCUGGAAAGGGAAAAAGGGGUAAAACUUACCUUUUUCCAGCGCUGGGCGGAGAGCUCUCCUCCUCCGAUCCUCCUCCUCCCCCGUCGGCUGUAUGCGCACGCGCGGCAAGAGCUGCGCGCGCAUUCAGCCGGUCACAUAGGAAAGCAUUCAUAAUGCUUUCCUAUGGACGCUGGCGUGCUCUCACUGUGAAAAUCACAGUGAGAAGCACGCAAGCGCCUCUAGUGGCUGUCAAUGAGACAGCCACUAGAGGAUUAGGGGGAAGGCUUAACCCAUUCAUAAACAUAGCAGUUUCUCUGAAACUGCUAUGUUUAUGAAAAAAUGGGUUAACCCUAGCUGGACCUGGCACCCAGACCACUUCAUUAAGCUGAAGUGGUCUGGGUGCCUAGAGUGGUCCUUUUAAGUGUGUGUGCAUCUGCAUGCACUGGCAUACAUACCGCGGUCGCAGCCCUGUAACCCCUGCGACCAGGUGCCCACCGCCAUGUGUUGCGGCCCGGCCCACGCUCGGGGGGGACACGGAUCAAUUUUAGCACCGGGGCCCCAUGGGUCAUGUGUACGCCACUGUAGGAUACUGAUUGACAAAGAGAUUUUGUUUUUAAAGUUGCAUCGGUUUAUUUGUUUUAAUUAUUGGUGUAGCUCUGUGGGAGUUCUCUUGUCUGACAAUGGACAACAUGCUGAGUUCGUAAUCUUAUUUGCUGCUUGACCUUGAGCCUGUCAAUGAGUUAUAAAGAGAGUGUAACCUAUAGCCCAUCACACACAAGCACAUUGGAAAGCACCUCCAUUUAUCCCAAUGCAAAGCAUAACUGGAAAUGGUUAAAUGGCUUAAAUAGAAACAUAUUUUACUGUAAUGUUGUUCCUACAAGAUCUGAAUGAGUGAAUUCCACUAUGAGUAAACUAAAAUCCCAUGUGGAUCAACCUCCCACCUUGGCUUUUUAAUGCGGUGGGAUUAAAAAUAACCUUGCUUACCAAAAUCAAGCAGAGAUUGAUGUCAAACCCUAGAACAUAAACCACAUGUUGGCUUUACAGUAUAGAAAAUGGGGAUGUCCCCCAAUAUUCCCUUCAUCACGCCCCCCUUAGAAUUCUCAUAAUUGGUGGUAUACAAAGUGUUGCAAUUUACUAAAGCCAACCUUUACCAAAUCAAAAGACAAUAUACCAUGUGUACUCUAUGUAAUAUACAAAUAACAAAGAACAUUUAUCUAUCACUGCUAAUUAAACAAAGCUCUCACCAAAGUGUUACUUUUACUUUUAUUCCUGUCCUCAAUAAACCUCUUUAAUUCUCUUGUUGAUUAAUGCUACAAUACAGCUAACCGUGUUCACAAAUGUGUUUAUUAUUGCUGAAUGUGGGUGUAUUUGGGAAUUUCGAGGACCAGGUUUAGAUAACAUCUCCUAGCUGUGAUCUCUCCUAUGAGUCCCUGCCGAUCAUUAAUCAUUAAUCCAGCAUGACACAUGUCAUGAAACCUCCAGCAGUAGAGUGUUAAAAAACAUUGAGCUACAUCAUUAUUUAACACUUUCAAUGCCCAAAGAGUGAGCUUGAGCAACCCAAUAUGGCAUUGUUAGUUUAGGUUCGUAUUGUAGAUGUACAUUAGAGGGAUACGGUAUACUUAUUUCAUUUAAUGGGGAUACAGUAUAUCCAUAUAUUUAAUAAGGGAUAUCAUUAGAAGGCCAGUAAAGCCUGUAUACGUGUGUGUGUGUGUGUAUGUCUGUAUGUAUGUAUGUAUGUAUAUAUAUAUAUAUAAAAAAAAAUCAAUGUGCAUGUAAAUGCUUAUUCUGCAUUUAAUACAAUAGUAUGGGGUUUUAGAGAAAGUAGGUCAAGAAAUUGGUGAUAAGGGAUGGGAGAAAGAAUGACUGACACUUCAGAAAUAGUUUUUUUUUUUUUUUUGUAUUUAGCCAACCAGAAUGCAGUUAUAAUUCCAAACUUAGGCUAUGGCUAGAUAAUGCACAUGACACGAAUAACUUAAUGGCUAGAAUAAAAAUAAAUUGCAUGUUCCAUAAUCAUCAUGUAUAUGUAUACAAAUUUUCCCACAUAGCCAUUUUUAUUUAAACUAUGUUUUCUGUCUCUUUAUGUGACUAAACCACAGCAAUAGGACUUUGAACAUGACUUCCCACAGAGCAUCUAUUGCACCAUGUUAUGAAACAAAACUGAACGUUAAUAGCAUAUCUUUAGCCAUUGUGCUAAAAUAUUGCACUUAAUUUUUUUCCCUAAUCAAAAAAAAGUUUUCAAGCACUGGUGAAAUAAUUCUACUUUCUUGUAAUGACUAAUAAAGGGGACUUUUAAAUCACCAAUUUUAAAAAUUUAGAAGUAACAAAAACGUGAAAAAUAAAAUGCUAAGUAUUUCAUCAUAUUUGCUUUUUUUAAAUUGCAUUUUAUCUUUUAGUCUAUCAGUUCUGUAUUACAGACUAUAGCAGAGAUUACCGUGCCUCUCCCACCUGUAUGCAGAUACCAUCAUGAUGGAUCGAAGCCUGGGACUUACUUAGCUUGCCAAAAAUGGUGAGCUUGCGGAUAAUCCGGAGCAAGGCUGAUCACUGACUGAAAGAUCAAAAGGAUAUAGCGAAUGUGCAGAGUACUUGAUGUUCGGUAGCAAUAUUUAUUAACUGUCCAAGGGACUUUUUAACUCGCAUCUUUAAUAAGUUGAAAUAAAUAUAUAUAAUUUAGGUUUUUGUCUUUUUUUUUUUUUUUUAUACGGGAAUCCCUGAUUAAAAAAAAAAUAUCUAAGCAAAACUUUUAUCUCCUGACUCACUGAAAACAUGGCAACAGACAUUUUAAAAAUAGAAAUAAUUUAAAGGCAAAUUGUCACUUCUCUAGAUAAUUGUUUAUUUUAUUUUUUAUUUAGCAAGUCAUCAUUUUAAUUGGUUCAUAAAAAUAUUAAUUAUGAACAUCUCUUGAACUAAUAUAGCCCUGAAGUAUUUUUUUUCUCCAUAAAAAUCCCUACAUCUUAAUAAAACCACCCAUCUAUAUAAGACUUUAGAUUGGAGAUUUAUCAUGAAUGUUUCUCAAUAAGAAGCAUUUGACUGGACAAUGCUCAGCACUAACAUAGAAGUGCUGAUCAAAAAUGGUUAAUUUUAAUUUAGCUGCACAGAUCAGAUUUAGAGUUUAGGGAAUAUUUGUGCAAAUCUCUAUAAAUGCUUUUUUUUCAAUUUGGAUUUUAUUGGUAUUUAUGCAUCCAAUAUACAUCUGUGUCAUUAUAUAUGUAUGUAUAUGUAUAAAUAAAAUGUAGGAAGAAACAAAAACAUACAUGGUAGCAUCACACGACAAGGUCUGAAGGAGAAAUACUAUUCCCAUAAGAAAACAGUAUUGCUAUAAUAUGACUAGUCAGGCAGAGUAACCAUCUCUUUGGGUUUAGAUUAUAAUAGGGAUUGUUAAGGUUAGCCAAUAUACAAGGCGAUCACUUGGAAUAAAAGGAGCUAUGUUUGGUAUGUUUGCCACUGCAAGGUUAGCCAAUAUACAAGGCGAUCACUUGGAAUAAAAGGAGCUAUGUUUGGUAUGUUUGCCACUGCAAGGUUAGCCAAUAUACAAGGCGAUCACUUGGAAUAAAAGGAGCUAUGUUUGGUAUGUUUGCCACUGCACUCUAGACCCUAGUUUUGGGCCUCCCUCCCCCCCCAAAAAACUAGGGUCUAGAGUGCAGUGGCAAACAUACCAAACAUAGCUCCUUUUAUUCCAAGUGAUCGCCUUGUAUAUUGGCUAACCUUAACAGAUUUGUGGUCUCUGCUGUAAGACAAUGUAUUAUGUCCUGAACUGCAGCCUGCGGACUAAAGUCCCAGACUGGUGGGUCCUGGGCUGCGAAGUCCCUUCUCCUGGAGCACUUGAUGGCUGUCUCUCCUCUGCUCUUUGUAUGGUCCUUACUUGCGGCUCCUCUGGUAAUGGUUUAGAAAAGUCUCUGGAUCAUCAGCAGAGGUCAAGGUGAGCAUGCCAUCUUCUUUUGUAAAUAUUAAAGAACCCUCCACUCCCCAGUGAUACUUAAUGGAAUGAUCUCUGAGUCUCCUGGCAAUUGGGGCCAACUGUUUUUUCUCCAGCAACACCUGGAAUGGAAGAUCUCCAUAUAGGGCAAUCUCCUAGCCUUCAUAUUGCACAGUUCCCAGGGCUCUGGACCCGGGCCAUAAUGGCGGAUCUUGCCGCUAUAUCUCUGGUGACGAUAAUGCCAUCUCUGGGGACCGUGGCUGUAGCCGCCUUCCUGACUCUGAAUGCCGCCAUUAUCAGUGAAGGGUCUAUCUCCCCCUUGAGGCCCAUUGUAGCCACUAUCUCCUCUACCCCAAUUUGUUCUGGGAUACCUCUUAGGCUGAUAUUACACUUCCUGUGUCUAGUCUCCAACACAGUGACCAUCUCGUGCAGCAUCUGGACUUGAUGGCUAAGCUCUUUCAUCUGGUUCUUAGUCUCCUGUAUCUGGCUGUCUCUAGCCUUUUCUCUUGUUUCCACAGCUUUGAUUUUUGUGUUCAAUGCUUUUUUAUUUCGUAUGUAAAAUAAUAGCAGACAAAGAACGGGUUUGGAAAAUUAAUACACUGUUGCCUACGCAGAGGCAUAGUAUGUCAAACAAAGGUAAGGCAAAUUCCAUAUUUCGCAUCAAUUCCGAUAUAGGUAAUGGUAAGCAAUUUGCAACGUCUGGAUAUCCAGUCUGCAUACGUGUGCAGCAAGAGUUUGAGCUAAAUCUUGAUCGUAGUAUAUGCACUUUUGCCUAUGCAGCGUGUCAGUCUAGGGUAAGGCAGAUGGCAUUUUAGAUCAAUUCUUGUCUGGGUGAUUCUAAGCAGGUUGUAUUGAAUUUUCUUUGUUGAGUAGGUUGUGGUAAUUUGAUGCCAACAAUUUUUUAGUGUAGCAUAACGUGUGACCUGCAUAGAGGUCGUAAGUAGCAUUUAACAGAAUAGCAAUAGUCUCAGCCUGGUGAUGGUUCAACCACUGUGCCGUAAUUAGAAAGAACUUGUCUCAGCUUUGAUUUUUGUGUAUACAAUUCCCACUUUGGUCUGUGUCUCUUGCAGAUCUGUUUUCCCCACCUGCCUCAGCUCCUGUAGUAGCCUUUUAAUAUCCCCCUUGGUGGAUGGGGAAGAGUUCUCUUCGAAUUCAGAUUCACUGUAUACGCCAUCUGAGCCGACUGAAACUGUGGAAUCAGCAUCCCCCUGGGACUCUUUGGACUCCUCAGCCACGUUUCGUGCCUUAGGCGCCAUCUUUGACGAUGGCCGCUCUGCAGGCCUCUCAAAGGAGAGUCUGAUAUCGGACAUACAGGAACCUUCCAGAUGGCGGGAUUUCUUGUGCCUGCGUCCCAUGGAUUGCCUCUGGAGCAUGGACGGUAGGGGUAAGUAUAUUACUAACUAGGGUAAAUUUCAAUUGAUAGCGGGUCUGUGUAGAAGCCUCACUGAAGCACGUCUGGUUCGGCUCGUCGUCCACGCCCCACCCUCCCCCCUGAUAUUACACUUUUUGAUGAAAUAUUGAAAACUUGGGUUAUUCAGUAUGGACUUGAUUAAGUCACUUGUGCCCUGCUCUGCCUCUUUAAGCAUUUUUGUUGUGUUUUUGCACCCCAAACUCAAUGCUAAUGGCACUGCAAUUAGAAAAAUAUAUAUCUUUUUAAAAGAACACUUCGUGCACCAAAACUACUACAGCUUGCUGGGUCUGUUCCCCACCUCCACUACCAAAACAGGGAAGGACUACAGCAAACUGAAGGACUUUAGAGAACAUUAAAGGGACUCUCCAGUCCACUAGACAGCAAUUCUACACAGUGGCGGAACUAAUGCAGAGAGGGCCCUGGUUCACAAAUGUUUUUUUGGGCCCACCUCUAGUGCAAGAGUGAUCAAAAGCUAGAUCCUCCAUCUGUCAUUCAACUCCAACAAUGCUAUGGCAGCUGGGGCUCUACCAUUUGCCAUCCUUGCAGGGUUGAAUUUAUGAGCAGUGUUUAUGUGUUUGAAUGUAAGCAUGUUUUUGUAUAAAGUAUGGGCUGUAGGGGUAUUUGCAUGUAUGCUUGUGCCGAAUGGUUCUUAUCUGCCAUCACAUUUUAGGUUUCUAUGGUUGCCAUUGCAAUGCAGUGGUGUACUUGUGUGUAGUGUUUGAGUUUAAAUGCAGGGGUGUGUUUGUAUGUAGUGUUGGCUUUUAAAUGCCGGCGUACUUUUGUGUGUAGUGUCGGUGUUUGAAUUAAGGGAUGUUUCUAUAUAUAGUUGUAGUGUUUUAAUACAGGUAUGUGUUUGUAAUAUUUGCGAUUGAUUUUAGGGGUGUGAUGUACAUUUGUGUGUAGUAUUGGCGUUUGAGUAAAGGCGUGUGUGUAUAUAAUUUUAAAUUUAAAUGUCAACAAUUAUUUAACCUCAGCUGGGGUGAAUUUCAUUUUAAGCGGAGAAAACCUUUGUGACUAACUUGCUCCCUCUUACUCCUCCCUCUAAGGAUUCCGAAACCAAUCACCUUUUUCCUAAAGAAAGAUAACCUAAUCUAAUGGAAGUGGAGAUUCAAACGCUUAGUCUACCAGAUAACAGUAUUGCCUACAGUAUAAAUGUGUUAGUUAUUUUAAUCUGUGAACGUCACUGCAUAGAUUUAUUUAAAGGGAAACUUCAGUUUUCCUGGCACUGCAGGUCCCCUCUCCCUCCCACCUCCCAAUCCCCGGUUGCUGAAGGGGUGAAAACUCCUUCAGGUCACUUACCUGAGACCCCGCCGUUGUCCCUCGGCGGUGGUUUCUGCUCGCCGCCGCUCCUCCCAGUCUUUACAUCGGCCGGUGGGUGAGACAGAUCCCGCCCACCCACCGGGGAGACUUAAUGCGCAUGCGCGGCAAUGCCGCGUAUGUGCAUUAGAACUCCCCAUAGGAAAGCAGCUUUCCUAUGCGGAAUUGAGUGACGCUGGAGGUCCUCACACAGCGUGAGGAUGUCCAGCGACUCUCUAGCAUAGAAAAUCUGUGCUAUAAUCCCGGAAGUGCCCUCUAGUGGAUGUCUAGUAGACAGCCACUAGAGGUGGAGUUAACCCUGCAAGGUAAUUAUUGCAGUUUAUAAAAAACUGCAAUAAUUACAGUUGUAGGGUUAAGGGUAGUGGGAGUUGGCACCCAGACCACUACAAUGGGCAGAAGUAGUCUGGGUGCCUGGAGUGUCCCUUUAAGGAACACGACAAACUAAAGACGCGAACUCAAUUAUGAAGAGAAGACUUAAAAAAACAGACAAAAUAACAAAGUUAAAUGAGAUACUUACAUUUGAUUGCCUAAAUAGGAAACGUGAAAGAGUGUUUGAUUACUAAAAAAGUAAAACAAAACAGACCGGUGCAAAAGAGACAGCUUAAUAUUUAUCUGGUAGGUGCGUUAUACUUGAUAUAUCGUCUUUAUUUCCUUUUCAUGAAUAGGAAGUUACAAGUAAAAUAUAACUUCUUUGUCUAAAGCAGGAAUUGAUGAAACCACAAACUUUUUUGUUUGUUUGUUUCUAUUGCAGUAUUUUGAUUUAUUUCUUAAAUUAACUGGAACUAGUUCCCAAUACCCUGUUCACCACCUCCCCCAUUGGGAGUUCUUUUUUAUUAUAUAAGUCAGUGCCGUGACUUAAAAAGAGCUUGGUACACGGUCAGGUAUUCUAUAUGUAAUAUUAAGAUGAUGGUACUUCAUUGAUUAUUGUUCUGCUUAGCAUGAGUUCCUGAUAAAGUGUGCUAUAUAAAUAACCUGAUGAAGACAUACCUUCACAUGGGGUGCGUAGGUUGGAAAGAGAGCCUAGAAGAGUCUAUAUGCAGGAAACAGUGUAAGGAAUGCUUGCCAUGGCUUGAAAUUCCAUUUGGGAAUAUCUAACAAUCCAGAAACUGUCUCCAUCAGGGAACUUGUAUAUCCAGCUUGGAACCGUUACAAGUAUUCUUGCAGAACACAGAUUGGGUUAAAUACUCAGGUCUACAGGCAAAUAAUCACCGAAACCAUCAGUCAUGCUCCACAAAGGGGAUACUGCCACUCCCUAUAAUAAUAUCCAGCAUACAAAGCACAUGUCAAAUUCACUAUAUAAAACAAAUGCAUGUAGUCUAAUGGAUUUGAUAUGGAUGUAGAUUAAUGGAUAUAAUGUAUGUAUCUCACACUGCUAUGCAGUGGAAUGACAGACGAGUCAUUCCAAAAGGACCAGUUGAACAUGGAGGAAUGAAAGGUGUUGAAAGUAUUGCUCAAACAAGGUUACAGUGUAAGGGGACAAACGUGCACCCUGGCCUUUACACUGUUGUGCUGUGAGGUAUCCAUGAGCUUGAGACUCACUGAAUGGUGCUGUGCUGGUUUUAGGUUCCCUGCCUAACCAUUGGUUGUAUAGCCUUGGUUUACCAUAUUUCAUAAUUUUAUUUGUUCUACCUACAUUGAUCAACCUGCAGUACUGUAGUUUAUUUCACGACUGAAAAGAAGAUAUUUGCCUUAAAGGGACUCUAUAGGCACCCAGACCACUUCAUCUCAUUGAAGUGUUCUGGGUGAGGUGUCCCUGUUUCCUUAACACUGAAACGUAAAACAUUGCUGUUUUAGAGAAAUGUCUACCACAGUCACGGAAGGUGUUUUCUUCUGUUUCACAGUAUAAAUAGACACUGGAUGUCCUUACACUUUGCAUGGUGUUGAAACCCCCAAAUGAAAGCGUAAAAUCAAUAAUUGAAGUACAUAAAUUAUACAAUACAAAAUACAUUGUGCUUCUUCUGAACCCACUUUUUUAUUAUUUUGCUAAUGUUCUUUUUCCUAUUUGUGUAUAAUAGAGCCAACUUCUAAUUUUUUAAUCAGUUUUUGUUUUUGUAAUACUGAAUGAUUUUGUUGUUAUUUACAUUUUUUGAUUACAGUUUUUUGUACGAAAUGUAAAUGGCCAGUGAAAAGCACUACCCUGUCUCAGAAAAUAGCUUCUUAUAUGUAGAACAUUUUUAUUGAGGAUUUGAUCAUGAGCUACACAAGUAUAUAUGAUAUUCGGAGGUUCGGUCUUUUGUUGCUGUAUUAUAACAACACAAAGAAUAAAUAAAAAUGUCCAGCACAAACGUUCAAGUCCCCAGACCCUUUAUUAAGGUGAUGUUUUGGCCACACAGUGUUUCUCAAAAAGCCGUGUUUGGUUGAAACAUUUACUUCUUUAUUCUUUGGCACUUAAAAUCCAUAGAUCCUUUAUUAAAGGUUUGUGUUUGACAUUUUUAUUUUGUCUAUGCUGGUGUUGUCUAGGGGCAAACCCAGGGUCCAUGAAACCUUCAGUUACCAGAGUCUUCAUUGUUUAUUUUGUUAUUUUUAAUAGUAUAACACAAUUUAUAAAGAAGAACAAUACAAAAUAAUGGGUAACAAAGUGAUUUAAAGAACUGUAUCACCAUAUUGGGAUAAGAAUCAUAUUACGGAAAAAUAGGUAUUUUAUCCCCAGUCAUCCAUUUCCCCAGGCAUAAAUUAACAAAAGAAAUAUGACAUAAACUUGAUUUCAAAUAAAGUGAGUGUAGGGAUUUCAUGAUGUAUUCAUUGAUGGAGGAUCCAUUGUAUCCAUUGAUGGAGGAUCCAUUGUAUCCAUUGAUGGAGGAUCCAUUGUAUCCAUUCAUGUAGGAUUUUUUUUUUUUUUUUUUACCGCCACUAGGUUGAUUUGAAGGAAUUUAUUAUUUAUAAUAGUAUAUUUUCCUGGACAGGAUGAUAUGCCAAAUAUGGCAAGUUCUGGGGUCAGAUUAAUCUCGGUUAUUGUUAAGGUAGACCGUUAUAUUCCCCCAGAAUUGUUGCACCUGAUCAUAAGCCCAAAUGUAAAGGUCUACUAUGUUUAUGCAAACCAUAAUUGAGUCCUAACCUCUUCUGAGGAAAGGGAUUUAGGGGUGAUUAUUUCUGAUGACUUAAAGUUAGACAGACAAUGUAAUAGAGCAGCAGGAAAUGCGAGCAGAAUGCUUGGUUGUAUAGGGAGAGGUAUUAGCAGCAGUGGCGUCUCUAGGAUUCAUUUUUAGGGGGGGCACAUGGUGGGCCAGGGACAAAAGUAGGGGGGCACGUUUAACCCCGCCCUUGCCGCAGUUUGACUCUGCCCCUGCCGCAUGUUAAACCACGCCCCCUACACAAUGUGUUUUUUUUUUUAAUAAUCCCUGGUGGUGGAUUCAUCAUUUUCCACUAGAGAUUAUUAAAAAACAAACCCAUUCCCCUUGAUACAGUGCCAUAGUUGUCAACAUUUGAAAACAAUUUCCAAGGACAUUUUACAGCAUAGCUAUCAAUUACUGUCUGUGUAGAAUCUCCCUGGACAGUCAGUGCUCUCUGUAUAAUAUAGGGUUGUGUGUAUAAUAAAUUGGGACAGUCAGUGCACCCUGUAUAGUGCUGCUCUCUGUAUAAUACAAGGCUGUGUGUAUACUAUCCCGGGACAGUCAGUGCUCCCUGUAUAAUGCUGCUCUCUGUAUAAUACAGGUCUGUUUGUGUAUAAUAUCCCAGACAGAGAGCAACAGAGAGCAACACUUUACAGGGAACACUGACUGUCCCAGGAUUUUAUACAGACACAGACCUGUAUUAUACAAAGAGCAACACUAUACAGGAAGCACUGACUAUCCCGGGAUAUUAUACACACACAGAUCUGUAUUAUACAGAGAACAGCACUAUAGUAUUAUACAGAUAGCUGAGCAUAUACCUCAUGUCCCAAUCUCUAGACUACUAGUACCUGUCAACAGCAGGUCCCAGACGCGUGUAACAGGGCUAAAGUAUGCGGCAGCUCACACAGAUGAUUCAGCGGUAAAGCACACUCGCUGGCAGAGCCAAACUGGGAAUCCCUGGGAAUCCAAAGCAGCCCUGGAAAAAAAUGUAUGCCAUUCCUACAAGUCAAAAUAUAUAUAUAUAUAUAUCUAUAUAUAUAUAUAUAUAUAUAUAUAUCUCUCAAAAAGGAAAGAGAUGCACUCUCAGGUCUUUGUAGAAAAAAACUCGAUAUUAUUUAAUAACAGGUAACAUACAUCUGAUCGACGUUUCGAUCUCUUCAGGUCUUCCUCACGAUCUUGAGGAAGACCUGAAGAGGUCGAAACGUCGAUCAGAUGUAUGUUACCUGUUAUUAAAUAAUAUCGAGUUUUUUUCUACAAAGACCUGAGAGUGCAUCUCUUUCCUUUUUGCUUUACAUAUCCAGCGUGGGAUUGCACCAAGGCAGUCUUUUACUGAUUCAUUGAAAGGGUGAGUGCCACUAUACUUGUGUGUGUGUAUAUAUAUAUAUUACAGUAAGCACACAAGCUCACCGACAUGUGCAAAUAGGCUUACUGACAGACAAAACUCUCUGACUCACACACAAGCUUACCACAGACAAACUCAUUUGUAUAAACACAAGGCUCACUACAAAGAAGUUCAGGGACACACACAAGCUCACUAAAGACAAUCUCACUGACACACACAUGCUCACUAAAUAGAAGUUCACUUACACACACAAGCAGUACCAUUUUUACAGCAUUAAGGGCCCCGGGCAAAGCAGUGCAGUGGGGCCCUUCCUACACAACAACUCACAGGAAUAACAUUUUAUUUAUUGAUAGACUGCUGAGUACAUACACACAGUACACUGAAUACGAACACCGAGAGACUGCUGAAUACACACACACACAGAUUUCUGAAAGCACACAGACUCCUGAAUGCACACAGGCGUUGUUGAAUGCACACAGGCUGAUUUAUACACAUACACACACUGCUGAGUCCAUACACACCUAGACAUACAGACUGCUGAGUCCCUACACACACAGACACACACACAGACUGCUGAGUCCAUACACACACACAGACUGCUGAGUCCAUACACACACACAGACUGCUGAGUCCAUACACACACACAGACUGCUGAAUCCAUACACACGCACAGACAGACUGCUGAGUCCAUACACACGCACAGACAGACUGCUGAGUCCAUACAUACACAGACAGACUGCUGAGUCCAUACAUACAGACUGCUGAGUCCAUACACAUACACCCACAAACUGCUGAGACCAUACACACACACAUAGACUGUUGAGUCCAUACACACACAAACACACACACAGUGACUGCUGAGUCCAUACACACACACACACACACACACGCACACACACACACAGAGACUGCUGAGUCCAUACACAUACACACACACAUAGACUGCUGAGUCAUACACACACAGACCAAGCUGAGUCCAUACAUACACACACACACAGACUGCUGAGUUCAUACACACACACAGACUGCUGAAUCCAUACACACACACACACAGACUGCUGAAUCCAUACACACACACACACAGACUGCUGAAUCCAUACACACACACACAGUGACUGCUGAGUCCACACACACACACACACACACACACACACACACACACAGAGACUGCUGAGUCCAUACACACACACAGACUGCUGAGUCCAUACACAUACACACACACACAUAGACUGUUGAGCCCAUACACACAGACUGCUGAGUCCAUACAUACACACACACACACACACACACACACACAGACUGCUGAGUUCACACACAGACUGCUGAGUUCAUACACACACAGAUCAUUGAGAGUCCAUACACACACACACACACAGUGACUGCUGAGUUCAUACACACACAGACUGCUGAGUCCAUACACACACACAGUGACUGCUGAGUCCAUACACACACAGACUGCUGAGUCCAUACACACACACACACAGACUGCUGAGUCCAUACACACACACAUAGACUGCUGAGUCCAUACACACACACAUAGACUGCUGAGCCCAUACACACACACACACAGACUGCUGAGUCCAUACAUACACACACACACACACACACACACUCACAGACUGCUGAGUCCAUACACACACAGUGACUGCUGAGUCCAUACACACACAGUGACUGCUGAGUCCAUACACACACACAGACUGCUGAGUCCAUACACAGACAUAGACACACACAGACUGCUGAGUCCAUACACACACAGACUGCUGAGUCCAUACACACACAGACUGCUGAGUCCAUACACACACACAGACUGCUGAGUCCAUACACACACACACACACACAGUGACUGCUGAGUCCAUACACACACACACACAGUGACUGCUGAGUCCAUACACACACACACAGACUGCUGAGUUCAUACACACACACACAGACUGCUGAGUUCAUACACACACACAGACUGCUGAGUUCAUACACACACACAGACUGCUGAGUCCAUACACACACACACAGACUGCUGAGUCCAUACACAGACAUAGACACACACACACUGCUGAGUCCAUACACACACCCACACACACACAUACUGCUGAGUGUAUACACACACAUAGAGACACACACACACACACACACACACAGACUGCUGAGUUCAUACACACACAGAGACACACAAGCUUCCUCACUAGCAGACACACACACACCUGAGCAUAUCAAGCCUACCUGUCACUGGAGGCUGUUGCUGGGGGUCAGCCAGCCAUCUUCUGGCCUUUCCAGCAGCAGCAAGGUCUGCUGCUUAACAGCGGGGCUUAUGUGCAAGGGGCGGGGCUUCAUUUGGGGGUGGGGCCUGUGCCAUGGAAGCUGCUGAAAACACCCAGCAGCGUUCUAACUCCUCUGUCCUGCAUUACGUCAGGCUGUCAGACACUGUUACAGUCCGACGGAAUAGACUGUAACCACAUGGCCAGCAAAUUGCCUGCAUUUGGAGGGGCACAAGGGGGGGCACAGCAUGAUGUAGGGGGGCCAUGGCCCCCUCUGGCCCGCCCCUAGCAAUGCCACUGAUUAGCAGUAGAAAGAGGGAAGUGCUCAUGCCAUUGUACAGAACACUGGUGAGACCUUACUUGGAGUAUUGUACGCAGUACAGGAUAAAACUUACCAGGAAAGGUUAAAGGUUAAAGGUUAACAUGUACAGCUUGGAGGAAAGACGAGACAGGGGGGAUAUGAAACAUUUAAAUACAUAAAGGGAAUCAACACAGUAAAGGAGGAGACUAUAUUUAAAAGAAGAAAAACUACCACAACAAGAAGACAUAGUCUUAAAUUAGAGGGGCAUAGGUUUAAAAAUAUAAGGAACUAUUACUUUACUGAGAGGGUAGUGGAUGUAUGGAAUAGCCUCCCAGCUGAAGUGGUAGAGGUUAACACAGUAAAGAAGUUUAAGCAUGCGUGGGAUAGGCAUAAGGCUAUCCUAACUAUAAGAUAAGGAUAGGGACUAAUGAAAGUAUUUAGAAAAUUGGGCAGACUAGAUGGGUCAAAUGGUUCUUAUCUGCCGUCACAUUCUAUGUUUCUAUGGUUCUAUAAUACUAUGGUUCUAUAAUACUAGAUGGGCCGAAUGUUUCUUAUCUGCCGUCACAUUCUAUGUUUCUAUGGUUCUAUAAUAUGACUGUUAAUUUAAAGUACAUAUUGUGGCCGAAGAAGCAGUGUGCGCAUAGUUAGUUAAUGCUCGGCGGAUGUCAAUAGAGGAAAAAAAGACGUAAAAAAAAAAACCAACCUAAACCUACUUGUUCUCUUAAGAUAAUUGUUACACAGAUGAGGUUCAUGGCUUUACUUGGUUAUUUUCAAUAUGUCUUUCUGGUCUUAAUGCUGUUGAUUAUAAUAAUCUAGAUUAGUGUUUGUGAUACAUUGUAAUCCUGGGUAUGUUAUUGUAAUUAUUAUUGCUCACAACCUCAGGACAGGUGUUUGCUCUAAUCUUCACACCAGUCCGUGCUGAUCAGUUGAAUUUCAUCUUCAAAUCUGACAGUACGUUAAUAACUCGAACCAAGGAUUAUCCUCGUUAUAACAUUAAGUUGUUUGACAUCUUAAACCCUGCCCAUAAAUGUAGAUGGUCCUGUUGGUUUGCACAGUCUACAGGUUUGUACUGUAGUAUACCUGUGUUACUUAUAAGAACUGAAAUAAUGGGCAUAAAUAUAACAUUCUGGUAAAAUCUUUACUUUCAUUACUUUAGAACAUCACACAAUUUGCCUUUGUUCACACUAAACAGUGAGGUCCAUUGGGAACAUUUAAGGGACAUUUGUCGAUCCUUGGUAGACUUGUGAUAUCCGCUGAACAAAAGGAACCCGCAUUCUAAAUUAUAUAAGCCAAAAAGCAUUGGAGACUCAAUUGCCCUUGUUCACCAUUUUGGAUUUCUUGUAUCUGGCAUCCUUUGGCUUAAUUUGGGUAUUCGCUAUCCUGGUAUCCAACCCUGCCUCCGUUGUAAUUUCUGUUACCCUCGACCAUCUGGUGUUUUUGUAUGGUUAUUUUUUUUUGCUUUUUUUCAAGCAUUCUUAAUUAUCCAUGACAAUGACUACUCUGCGUUCCUGUAACUGUGUCUCCCUUGGUUUUAGUUUUCUAUACUUAGCUGCCCUGACAUAUGUUUGUAUGAUGGUUCGAACCAUGAUUCAACAUAGGAAAGGACCACAACAAUCUAUGUGUCCAUCUUUUCCGACUACUCCAUUCCACAUUUGCAAUAUUUCUUUGUUUGCUCAAACAUUACUGCUGUUAGAUGAUGUCAUGACUUUCCAAGAGGUUUCUGUGAGUUGUAGUUCAGUUAGCAGCAUUCUACAAGAGAGCGCGACAAUUGGACUAUGACUCCCAGAAACACUUGCUUUGCCUAAAUUCCAGUGGGCAAAAAAAUUAACAAGGCAGACUAGAUGGGCCGAAUGGUUCUUAUCUGCGUCACAUUCUAUGUUUCAGUGCUAUAGAAAGUGUAGCAAGCCCUUGUUAGUUCUGUUUGGUGAGCGCUUAUUGCAAAUUCUGAGUAGAUUGGAAUUUUCCACAAUUUCCAAAGAUGCAAAAACUACAAAUUGAUAUAUUUUUUAAGCUUGUUUUAUUAUCUUUAAUUGUUUGGCAUGUAUUUAUUAUUGGACUAUCUGUGCAAUGGGUCAAAUCCAGCCUGUAGUGUCCCUUUAAGUAAGAGAAGCCGUAAAAUACACAGUUUCCAUGGAGAACAUCACAUAAAAAGCGCUCACCAUGAAGGUACAAAAAAUGUCCCUUUAAGUCCUGACAGACAAUUUGAAUGCUAAGCUCCCACCUUCUGCAGCACAGUCUUCAACAAACUCCAUAAUGCAAUGAAUCUUUGUCCAUGAUGUGUCUAAACACCAGCAGAGAUAAUAUAACAUCGAAACUAGCAUGAAAAAAUGAAAAAAUGUGAAGACUCUAAUAUGCAGAGUAUCCAUUUUUAAUGAGUAUGUGCUCUAUUGAUAUCAGGGAGUCCUGCAGUAACAAUUUUAAAAGUAAAUUGCUGGGUCGAUGCAGCUCUGAGUACCUGAGCUAUAGAAGAGUUAAUGCGUAGGAGCAUAUUGAAGGAGGCCAUCACUGCUUCAGGGAUCACCUAACUACUCUAGAAAAUACUUGGAUGGAAAUCCGAAACCCAACAGACAUACCACGACAAGACUGGGCAUAGCCGAACUAAUAAUAACUGCAGGAACUGCAUAAAAGACAGGAUCAGAGUUGAAAUGAAAUGCAGGUCUCGACAACUGUACUAAAACAGAAAAAAACACUUGUCAUAUUAAGAACAUAGAUUGGAACUUAGACAAGAAAUCUAGAAUGUGGCACAUCUUCUUCUGGGCCCCACCUUAACAGCCAUCAACAUGUUUGGAGUUGGACUUUGGCAACCGCUGGGUCUUUGUUAUUUGUUAGCAAGAUUGUGGGAAGAAUUAGAACAAAUCAGAUUAUAAAAAUGCAGCCGAAUUCUGGGGACCCAAGACUGUGCAAGCAAAGCUUUGCAUCAUAUAAUCACCUGGCACCGAUUCUGGCAAUGGCAUUGAUUUUUAUUUUAUUUUUUGCCCAGAGCCAAUGCUAAAUUGGAUUCUGUUGCGGCUUGGUAAUUAUAUCCUAAUAGGAUCUCAGACCUCACAGACUCCACGGAGCAUGGUGAUAAAUAUAACCAGUACCUAAACAAGCAAUUAUAAUUGUAAAAAAAACCCCCACAAGUUCAGAUUGACAAUGACCAUAACUGGAGCUUAUUAUCAGGAACAACAGACAUGUCUAUAAAGUGUGACACCUCCUUAAAGAAAAAACAACACUUCCUUUGAAAUUACAAGAUAGAAUAAAACAUUGAAAUCAUCUAUAACUUGUGCUAAGCUUUUUUUUUUUUUUUUUAUGCAAUGCUCCAAUUUCUUUAAAUUUAGAUUCUACAUUUAUAUUUGCAUCAAGGGCGAUCCAGGCACAGUCAAAGUACAGGUUGUUUUGGAGGAGGAGAAUUAGAAACAUUCGGGGUUAUUUUACGAAAAUGAGAGUCAAUGGGAAUUGAAAGAUAAUUUUAAAAAAUGAUUUUUUUUUUACGGACAAAAUAGCCCAACUGUAAACCUAUCCCAGGUCAGAUAUCUUGGCAUUAAUUUGGCAAUUCAUUGGAAUUCACUUUUGCUUCCUUACAAUUGUGACUAUUUUAUUACAUUUUCUAUUUACGCUGCUUUCUCUGUGCUCUCUUUAAGUUAACUAGCUGUGCGAAGGGCAGAGUUUAUCACAGUAACACACACCGAGCCAAGAUAGUCAUUUAACAUUUAGCCUUUAACGUUAUUUUUUUUCAGACUCCUCAAGUAAUCAUUUCUUAAAUACAGGGGACAUGUAAACAGGAUAUUGAGAAUCCUGACCAUUCUCCCCAUUAAUGUUGGCAUUACUGCUGCUAGAUGUUUUAUAUCAAUAGUAAAAAAUUUUAAAAAUGUCCAUUUAUGAUCUCUCUCUCUCUCUCUCUCUCUCUCUCUCUCUCUCUCUCUCUCUCUCUCUCUCUCUCUCUCUCUCUCUCUCUCUCUCUCUCUCUCUCUCUCUCUCUCUCUCUAUAUAUAUAUAUAUAUAUAUAUAUAUAUAUAUAUAUAUAUAUAUAUAUAUAUAUAUAAUUUUUUUUUUUUUUUAAUAAAAAUCGUAAUUACAAAAAAAUAAAUAUGAUUUGAUCCACAAUUAUUUAUCAAUUUGCUCCGAAUUUGUGAAUUUGGGAUUUUGGACUCUUCCAAAUUCGGGUGAUCUUUGAUUUGAAGCGAAACUAAUUGCACAAGUCUAGUAGCUAAAUGUGUCAAACAAUAUUGCCUUGAUUUAACAUUUUUAGAGAAGCCUUUCAAUGUAUUUGAUAUUUAUAUUUUAUUAUGCCAGUUUAGAGUCUUCACUCAAAGUGCCAUCAUCUGACUAUUAUAUUAAAUUAGACGGGGGAAAAAAAGAUUUCAAAGAAACUAAACUAAACUGAAGAGAUUAACAGCUUCAUCUGCAGAAAUACUUGCUAUCUUCACUCUAGUAAAAGUCCAGAAAUAUUUUUAAUUUAUGAUAUAUAAUAUUAUAUUAAAAAACAAAUUAAUUUGCAUUGCAGAACACUCAUUUUUCGGAUUUUGCGGACAAGCAGACUGGGUAUUCUACCAAGAAUUUGAUGGCCACCCCCAUUAUGCACGGCAAGGAAGUUCUAGCUGUUAUAAUGGUUUUGAAUAAACAGAACGAACCUGCAUUUUCGAAACAGGAUGAAGAGGUAAAUUUGAGAGCAUUUAUCAAGCUGGUGGUGUACACUUCUGGCUUCACCUACGAGGUAACGAAUCAAUAGUUUGUUGGAUAGUCUGUCAUCCGUUUUGCACUAAAGUCACCCAGGCCACUUCAUCUCAAUGCCCUGUCCUUGUAACCCCUGUAAAACAUUCCAGUUUUUUUUACAUUGCUGGCUUAAAUCCAUUUGUAGUGGUUGUCCGUAUGAUAGUAGCUAGAGGCGCUUCCACUGCACUGACUAAGUGAAACUCGGUUUUCCAAGAAGCUGAAUUACAUGAAACUCCAGGGAAAGUCCUGUAAAGAAACUUAGUGCUGCAACCCCAAUCCCAGGGGGGGGAACAAAUCCAUGGAAAGAAUAAAAAAUAAAAUAAAAAUACUGUGGUCACUUACUUCAUGCUGAUGUUUCAGAUAGGCUGUAAAGUGGUGCUGGACUAAUUCCAAAUGAAAGUUUCACCAACUUGCUCCAAUAGGUCAGCAUUCACUGCUGAGAUAGUUCAUGAGUAGUACAUCUUUAUUGGUUCAAAGAUUGAAACUUGGCAUGUAAAUAGCAGGCAAACCUCAUAAACAACGGGGCAUAAAAUAACAAUAUAAUAAGAAAGACCGUAAAAAAAAUAUAUAUAAAAAUAAACCCAAUGCUAAAGAUAGAAAGUCAGCCCUGUGCCUGGCUCUGACCAGGCUUCACGUCUACCCUGACACUUUAUACACACAUUCUUAAAGGUUGGGUCCUCAGAACUGGAAAAAGAUAAGUAAAACCUUUAUUUUAUUUUAUUAUUUUAUGACAAACCGGGAGGGGAUGACACUUUAAUAGCUCAGAGAUAAUAUAGUGUUAGGACCUCAAUGUCUAAAGCUAUAGUGUUCCUUUAAUAUAAAUUAACUAUCUGUCUAUCUAUCGAGUAUCUAUCCGUCUGUCUAUCUAUCUCUCUCUUUCUCUCUUUCUCUGUCUGUCUGUCUAUCUGUCUGUCUAUCUAUCGAGUAUCUAUCUAUCCUCUAUCUGUCUGUCUGUCUGUCUAUAUCUAUCUAUCUAUCUAUCUAUCUAUCUAUCUCUCUCUUUCUCUCUCUUUCUGUCUGUCUAUCUAUCUGUCUGUCUAUCUGUCUAUAUGUCUAUCUGUCUGUCUGUCUAUAUAUCUAUCUAUCUAAUUUGUGUGCUACAUAAUGAAUACAUGGACAAAACUGAAUAUUGCUAAUAUAGGGGAUGACACUUUAAUAGCUCAGAGAUAAUAUAGUGUUAGGACCUCAAUUUCUAAAGCUAAAGUGUUCCUUUAAUAUAAAUUAUCUAUCUAUCUGUCUAUCUAUCUGCCUAUCUAUCUAUCUAUCUAUCUAUCUAUCUAUCUAUCUAUCUAUCUAUCUAUCCAAUAUCUAUCUAUCUCUCUCUCUCUCUCUCUCUCUCUGUCUGUCUGUCUAUCUAAUUUGUGUGCUACAUAAUGAAUACAUGGACAAAACUGAAUAUUGCUAAUAUAGGGGAUGACACUUUAAUAGCUCAGAGAUAAUAUAGUGUUAUGACCUCAAUUUCUAAAGCUAAAGUGUUCCUUUAAUAUAAAUUAUCUAUCUAUCUGUCUAUCUAUCUGUCUAUCUAUCUGUCUGUCUAUCUGUCUGUCUAUCUAUCUAUCUAUCUAUCUAUCUAUCCAAUAUCUAUCUAUCUAUCUAUCUAUCUAUCUAUCUAUCUCUCUCUCUCUCUCUCUCUCUCUCUCUCUCUCUGUCUGUCUGUCUGUCUGUCUGUCUGUCUAUCUAUCCAGUAUCUAUCUAACUGUCUGUCUAUCUGUCUGUCUAUCUAUCUAAUUUGUGUGCUACAUAAUGAAUACAUGGACAAAACUGAAUAUUGCUAAUAUUUUCAAUAAAACACAACAAAUUCAAAUCAAUAAGUUAUAGUGACAAACAAUAAACCAAAAAAGAAAGUGGAAAAAAGUCUAUUAACAUUUGGCUGAAUCUAAAAUCUAUACAGAAUUUGUGUAUUUCUGGUAUUUUACCUCUGAACAUAGUGGUGUGCAGGUCAAUAAAUAUAGCUGCGAUUUGUGGCAGUAUGUGCAAGCAACAUUAUUAAAUAAGGACCAUUAGUAAAUAGACCUCUGUGUGUAUUAUUAUCUGAGCAAAGCAGACAAAAGUAACCUUAACUUUUUUCUUUAAAUUUAAUGCAUUUUUCUUUUUUUGUAACCUUUGCAGGUUUUCGUCAAAUACCUGAAUUUUAUUUCCCUCGUCCUUAAAAACAAUCACGUAACAUAUCUUUACAAUGUGGAAUUAAGAAAGAGCCAGGUAAAGCAACUCAUGGAAUUACUUUUCCAAAGCACUAACAGACUGGGGAUUUGGGAAGAGAAGGGUUAAAGAGAGUUAAGGACUACAUUUAAAUUGCUGUAUGUUAGAAGGAAUGUAAAACAUUCUAAUUUUCACCAUUCGAUUAGUAGUUUUCAGUCUUGGUUUGCCACCUGUUUUGGCAAGGUGGGUACAGCGCUACCACCACCCAACCCCUGAGAUGGCAUGUCAACCUGAUUUGAAACUACGAGUCUCUCUGAUUUGACUCACUUGAAAAUAUGCCAUUCUGACUUGGAGAAAAACCCCAUUGAUGCUUUGCCAUCCUAAUUUUGGCACUUUAACCUGCAGGCUGACGAGGCAUCAUGGAGUCUGUACUUGCACAACAGUUUAGUACACUUCAAAACCAGCUCACCAGUCAAGCUGAGUUUGUUUAGUUAUUGUUUAUUUGUUUGGUUUUUCUUGACAAGUUUAAUUAAAAAAUGUGCAUGAAUCGACAUAUCUCUAGUGUAGUAUGUGAUCUUUUCUUCCUUUCUGCAGAUUCUUCUUUGGACAGCCAACAAAGUCUUUGAGGAGUUAACAGACAUAGAGAGACAGUUUCACAAAGCACUGUACACGGUCAGGGUGCAUCUAAAUUGUGAGCGAUAUUCUGUUGCUUUGUUGGACAUGACAAAAGAAAAGGUGAAUGCUUCUUUUAUUUAUUUUAAUUGUGAAAAUCGAAAGACUGUAUGGAGGGAAUUAACAGAUUCUCCGGAUGGAGAUGUUGAAUUUUAAUAACUAUAAAUUAUUUUAGAGAGCCAAAGUGAGCAAGUCUUCAAAUAAAGGUUGUCAACAUUUCUUUCAAUAAAAGUUUGAAGUUAUUCUGGUUUAUUUAAUGACUGACCUGAGCACAGCCUGCCUAUGCUUGGAUAUAAGAGAUUUUACUUUUUUAAAGGGCAAAACAGACACCCAGAUAUAUUGUGCAUUCAUUUAAUUUAUUCUAUAGUUAAACCUUGUAGUGUAUUUGGAGUCCUCCUAUUCACCUACUGGCAGUUAGAAGCCAAAAAGAUUGUGGUGAGACCAAAAACAAAAAAUCCCCCUUGGUGCAAACAGAAAAACUUAUUGUUAUGUAUCCCCUGCAAAUAUCAUGUUGGGCACAGAAACUUGAGAAAUCAUGUUUCCCCCCCAGGGAGACUUCAAUUUCCAGGAUAGGUGCCAUGCUGACGAGACCCACAAGGUCGAAACUGUACAGUCCAUGGCUGGUUUCUCUUCACUGGUUCUUUUGGAUCACAACCCGUGCUGUGUUUGAAACCGCAUCCAUUGCUAAGGGCAUCUGUAUAAAUGCAGAGUGAAGUCUGAGACAUGAUGCCUCUCUGUGCUCAUUUGUAUAUCAAACUGGGAACUCUGGGAGAGGUGUGAUUGCUCUAAUAUCUGUGGCAAGGUGGGACUUUCCAAAAUCGAACUUGAGAUAUGCAGGUGUUUCAUAACAGUAUUUUCUUCUACUGGCUGUUAGAAUGUAAUCAUGGACUCUAACCAACAAGGGUUAUUGUAACGUGAGGAAGAAUUGUUGUAGGGCCACCAUUUGCAUUGGAAAAUGCAUUUGGUUUUAUAGACUAAAUUUUGUUUGGCAUUGCAUUUUUAUUUUGUUUUCUUGUUUUGUUUUUGUGUAAUCUCCAAAGGUGACAAGUCCCUGUGAAUAUUUAUGGCCUCUACCAUGCAAAUUCUAGGCUUGUCUAUUUUGUUUAGCUGAACAUUGUGAACUAAGCAUUAACAAAUUUACAAAUUUGCUUAACAAAGAGGCACCUGCCACAAGGAACACUGUGUAAGCAUAACUGUUUUUCUAGAAGCCGGGGAAGUCUCAGAUUGAGUACACAGUGAUAUUUUAAAAAAUCUACAAAAAUGACAUGUUUACAAAGGAUUUUUUUUAGAAAGUUUUUUUUUUUUUUUAUUGAGCUGAAUUGUAUAUAUGGACAAUGAUCCCAAAGUACAACAUUAUACCUGUGCAUUAGCUAAAGGACAAAGGACAAAAUGAGUGUAUAUUGAAUAUUAUCAGUACACGCUGAAGAAGAACAUGAAAAUAUAAAUGAUAACAAAUAAUAAUUAAGGGAAAGAGUUCUAUAGCCAGAGCAAAACGAGGGGUAAAUUGUUAUUGUGAUGGACCGACUGGCACCCCGACCGGGUACCUCUGUCAAUAGCUGCUUCCUAGUAAUCCUUGAGUAUCAUAAGCACCAAACUGGAACACCAUAACCACUGUAAACCCCACAAACCGCCGCAGCUUGGUUGGGGUCUUGCUGUCCUCCACCCACCCUGGACCCAAGACCAGGAUCUAGCUUCCAGUGGGUAGACCUCUCCUAGUCCCGAGAGCGAAGCAGGCUGCUCUUACAAGAGCAAUCGUUGUGAUCCAAGGGAAUAUAGUGAUUGUAGCAAUCCCCAGAGUGAAUCCCCCAAACAUGAGCCUAGGCUACAUAAAGGGUAAAACAAAUCAGUUUAAUGACAGCCAGAACUGGCUUUAUAUUCAGGUCCCCAUGCAAGGGGCACUCACGAUUACACUGGCUCUCAGGUCCAGGACACUCCCAUACAAAAUAGGUCAAUCCCUCCCCUAUGCCUGGGAGAUAAUUGAGUCAAUCACUGUAUUAAACUCAAUUAUCUCUGGGCACAAAUAGCACACAUUUUUAGCAAACCAGACAAAUACCUUAAAACAUACAAAAUACCCACAACAGUUACAUCCAAAAAUCACCCAGAUCAGUUCACAGGUUCAGGAAUUUCCUGGAAGUCAUAAUUUGACUGACAGUCCGAAUGGUCCCAUGCCCAAAACAGUUCCAGAGAAUCAGGGCUUGCGGUCGGUCUAGUUCGGUAGUUUAAAAACCAAACAAACUACUGUUCUUACCCUGAAGCUUCUUCACAUUAUUUGUGGGAAUAAUUCCACCAAACCGUGUCGUCCUAAGUGCUAUAAAACUAAACCCAGGCGAUCAUGGAAGUCCAGAGGUGGUCGGGAGUUUGUGUCCGAAAAUAGUUCCAGGAACUUGACGACCAAACACUGUGGCCUGUUUUCAUGCGAACAAGAUGGCCGCCACCUCGUAGUCGUCCAUAGGAAAUGGGGGCACCCAGACGAACACUUAGAACACUGCGGUGGAAUUUGCUACAAAGUAGCAAUUAGCCUUAACAAGCUCCAGGAUGGUCUCCGGUUUGUGCUGCUGUUCGGUUCCCGAACCAAAUAUAAAAUCCCACGAACCAAGUCUGUUCACAUAGGUUUUUAAAGGGUCCAUAGUCUUUUGGUAAGAGGCUGGCCAGCAGACCCCUCCAAGAACACAUGACGAGGUUCAGUUGGUCACAGUUAUCAUAGAUAUUGUUUUCAUCGGUCUAAAUAAAAAGAUUCAAAUUGUUGGGGUAGCUCUAACAGCUAUGCGUAAAUGGGCCACAGGUUUGGGCCUGACGACAGCGUUUUGAACAUGCUGAAACGCGCGUCAAGCGUUUUCUUUUUCUUUAAUCUCUGCACUUGGUAGCACUUUUUUAUUUUUGUUACCACUAUGGUUAUUGUGUUUUAGGUGUUUAUUUAUUUAUAACUUUAGUGGGGAGAGUUGGUUCGGGUAGACACUAGUGGUUAGACCACGGUGUCGAGGUAACUUUUAGGGUGAAUUGAGAGAUUUAUUUAUUUAUUUAUUUAUUUAUUUAUUUUUUGAGGCUUUUCAUCUGCGUUUAGACCUGAUUACCCGGUCCCUUGUUCUCUGGGGACCCUGUGCCUCUUCUCUUUCCCUAACUUCGUUUACACUACCUUCCUGUCAGUUGGACACUAGGGGAACUGGAACUUAGAUGCUAGCUAGUACUCCAGACAAUUGAUCCCUUGGGCACCGUUUAGUAGAUCUCCCUUUUUUUCAAGUUAUACUUUUUGUUUGCAUAUCCCUUUUUAUCCUAAGAUUGAUUAAAGGUAGGGCCUCCCUUCCUCAUUUCUUAUACAGUGGAGCUCUCCUGAUGUUGGUUUCUCCUUGUGGGACUCUACACAUCACCUACUCCUAUUACCUACAUAUUUUGGAGGGUUACCCCCUCAUUGGAGCUCCCUAUUAGGUGGUUACAGUGGUGCAGUUCAUGAGCCCUUGACUUGCAUCCGGACUCCUGACCUGCACUCUGUUUACUUUAUUUCUCCUUAUUGUUAAUAUAUACUAAAGGCCAAAAUCUUGGGGUUAUCUGUGAUGAAGAGAACUAGGAAUAGAUAUACAUAGGGGGAGGGAAUCAAGUAAGUGUCCAAAACAGCCCAACUUAAAGAACUUUUCAAAGUUUGCUAAUUUGGUCUAACAUUUUUAAUUCACAGAGUUAACUUUGAAUUCACAAGUCACACAUUAUUGAAUAAACCCGUGGCCCAUUUACGCAUAGCUGUCAGAGCUACCCCAACAAUUUUAAUCUUUUUAUUUAGACCGAUGAAAAAAACAAUAAAAAAACAAAACCCUGUUUUUUCUCUUUUAAUAACGUGUGUAAUAAUGUUAAAAAGGUCACUAUAAGGCUUACUGGCCAGUUAUGUUAGCUAGUUAAUUGAGUCACCUUUGCAUGUAGUGUAAGCUAUUUACAUUAUGAUUUUCAAUAUCUAAUUUUGAUAGUGUAACCCCCAUUUAAAUGCAAUGCUAAUUUGAACUGAUUCUAUUAAAUAUUGUACUUUUUAUGCAUCAUUUUAUUUUGUAUUCUGUUUGCUUUUAUCACGAUUCAGGAAUUUUUUGAUGAGUGGCCAAUCAAAAUGGGUGAAGUGCCACCUUACAAAGGACCAAAAACACCAGAUGGACGGGUUUGUAAAGAUUUUAUUUAACCUUUUGGCAUUCAGAUGGGUUAAUUUGAAGACUUAUUCAAUGAGAAAAUGAUGGUUGUGCCAUCUCUUCAACAUUAGUUAUUAGCUGAAAGAAAAACAGGUCCAAAACACCCUAAACUUUUUAAUAAAUUAUAAAUGAAGUUAAUAUAAUUAAAUCAUUUUACCUUUUCCUUAAAAGUAAAUGUUGAUUUUGAGGAAUGGGCUACAAGGGAGUCAGUUUAAGGCUAUAUAAUAUUUUUGCAUUGUUUUGCUACACGUUUUAUAGCCACGCUAGUUUUUAUUUAAGUUUAGUUUAGUUUAAUUUCAUUGACCUUGACCACCUAUCAUUCACACCUUGACCUAGAUCAUGUGACACCUACCUGCACAUGUAAGAGAUCAAGUAAAAAAAAUGGGCAAGAGUUCUGUUAUUGAAAGGACUGUCACGAAUUACUUUGUUACAAGUAUAUUUCAAAACUUGAUUUAACAACGAUUUUCUUGAGAAUUGUUUAGAAAUUAAUUUAUCUUACAGGAACUUAUAUUGUGUUAAAGCUAAAGAAAUUAACGUCAUCUGUUAUAAACUCAGAUAGAGGAAGUUAUAACCAUAAACAAAACAAAAUAGUUUGCUGGGAGAUAGACAUAUAAUUAUUUGACUCCCAAUUUUGAUCAAAUUGUAAUAUGAAUAUCAAAUUGUAUACAAGAACAUAUAAUCCUUUUAAGACCAUGUUUGAAAAUAAAUAAAGGAAAAUGCUAGGGUUUUACUAAUUAUUUGGAUUAUUGGGCACUUUCUGUAUCCAUUAAAUAAAUCAUAUUACUUACUUUUAUUCUCCUGGCAUGCUGGUCUUGUGCCUAGAUGUACUGGGAGGCUUGUGCACAUGCAUGGCGAUUGCUGCGCUGUGCCAAUACUCAUCUCCUCGUAAAGAUGCAUUGAGUAAAUGCAUCUCUAUGGGGAGCAUUCAGAGCCUUCAUGUGGAGCGUGGAGAUGCUGAACGCUGGUCCUGCAAUCUUUGCAGGACCUCAUCCAGGAAGUUGCUCUCGGGGCUGAUAUAGUUUAAUUUCCACAUUAUGAUGGUAAGAAGUCAAUGAGGAUACCACGUAUAGCUUUAUUGCAGCAAAACCACUGCAAUAAGCUGCAGUUGCUUUAUUCUUGUAGUAUCCCUUUAAUUUCUAUCAUUGGCUAUUAAAGUUUUUGAACUCGUGGAAAGUACAAUAUGUUAAAGUGUAUAUCAAUUCCAAAGAAUAACUUUGACUUUUUAAGUCUGAGAAAAGUGUGCAAUGCAGAAUUUAAUAGUGAUAUUCUUACGCAUGACAAGUCACCUUUUUUUUUCUCUUUUGUUCAGGAAGUUAACUUUUACAAGAUUAUUGAUUAUAUUUUGCAUGGAAAAGAAGAAAUCAAAGUUAUCCCGUAAGAGUUCACUAUAUUCAUCUUCAAUUGUUUUAAUAUAAUUGAUUGUUUCAUGCCAUAAACGUAACAUUUAAAAAAAAAAAAAGAAAAAAAAAGUUAUUCGCUGUAAAGCGUGAAUUGUCUUGAAUUCAUUAUAGUGGAAUGUGUCAGUCAUUCAAAGUGAGUUUCCAGAUUUAGGCCAAAAUAGUUGAACUGGAAACAGUUUCAGCAAUGUCUUCAGAUUGUUUUGGUCUAAAAUUCGAAAUUGCCUUUCACUUUCUGGCAUAUUUUCACACUGUAGUGAAUAAUAUUGUAAAAUAGUAAGCACUUGUCUCAUCAGAGUCCUGUUGAAGUCUCAGUAAGUUUUAUAAAAUACACGAGGGAACACAAUUUUUAUUUUUUCAUCAGCACGUUACUAAUAUAAGCUUGUUUGAAUGAGUUCAUCCCUUUUCUAUGUUUUUGUGAAACUUAGAAACUCGACUUGGUUUACUACCCAUCCCUAUUACAAGUGCCUCAUAAAUGAUUGCCAAAGGAGUGUUUUGUAUAUUAUUCUAGAGGUUUUUCAUGUAGUCUCCUCCACUAGAAGUCCUACAUUUCAUGUUUAAUGAUAUUUUAAAAAUAUAAUAUGCAGAGUCCCCACUCACAAGUCUAACUCAAUUAGGAUGGGACCUUGAAAAAUGGAUAAAGCUAUAACAGGCUAUGCAUGUUAUGGCCGCAAUACUUGAUAUAAAAUUUUAUUCAAUACCCAAUUUGUUUAGUUUUAUGUAGUGGUAUUUACUAAUCCCCCUUGGUUAGAGCAGGGAUACCAUCACUGCCUUAGAACUGGAAACUCAGGUUUGAGGUCCAGUUAGGCCACCCUACUGGUAAAUGUCUUUGGGCAAGACCCCUAUAUAUCCGAUUCCUACCUCUUAAAUCCUCAUAGAUUGUAAGCUUGUUUGAACAAAGGCCUUCUUUACCUCAAAAUAUCCCCUUUCUAUAAUUGUAAAGCACAGCAGUGCAUGUUAGUGCUAUAUGAAUUCUAAUGAUUUUUGAAAACUGACUUCUAACACUUACUGCCUCGAUUUCUAUUUUCAAAGCACUCCUCCUGCAGAUCACUGGUCUCUUGUGAGUGGGCUCCCGACGUAUGUCGCUGAAAAUGGAUUUGUAAGUCUUUUAAAAUCAAAUCUACUAACCUAAAAAAUAUAUAUAUGAAUGCAUUAUAAAAAAACAAAUUAAAUUACGGUUUGAUUUAGAAAUGUAAUUCUUACUAAACGUGGUAAUGAUUACUAUUAAUAAACUCAUUUCAAACCAAUUGAACUGAGUUUUUGCCAGUGUACACUAAAGGUUUAGAUAAGAUCUGGACAGAGGAUGUCGAUAUCUAGAUUUCUGUUAUUUAUUUGAGCAGACACAGACUUUCUUUUUUAAAAACUGCUUGAAUACUGUAGAGUACUAGGGAAUUAGUGAAUAGAUACUAGUGGAGUUUUUUAAUGUUCCAUCCUAAGAACCAGGACUCUUUUAAACCCUUCCUCACGGAGUCAAUGUAUUAUUAAAACAAUGGCGUAGGAUUGAUUUGAAACUUGCACUCCAUAGCUAUGACAUAAAUUUAAUUUGGUAAAACUGGAAGGUUUUGAUAUGGUUAGGCGAGUCUAAUAAACUGCAGGAUGCAACCUUGGAGCUAAUAGAGUUGAUUAUUUUUGUACAGUAAGAAAGAGAGGACUCUCUGUUAAAACUGAGGUGCUUUAGAAGAUUAAAGUGUCCCUUUAACAUGGAUUUGUUGACAUGGGUAACUGCAACUAAUUUAAAAAAAUGAUAUACUCAACUAUAACUCACUCUCUCUCAAUUACACUACUACCAGUUUCUCGUCUACUUUCAGAUUUGCAACAUGAUGAAUGCCCCAGCUGAUGAGUACUUCAAAUUCCAGGUAUAUUCAGAGCAAAAUACUUUUCAAUCUUUGCCAGCUGAAAAUAAUAUCACAAAAGAAAAGUAGCUUGUUGGACAUGCUUUUUUUUGUUUCAGAUAUCCGAACCAUUGGCCUUAAUAGCACAUUUUGUGAAAUAGAUACAAGCUGGGGACUUUCAGAAAAAUCGAAUGAAAAAGAUCGAUAGCCAAACAGAGAUAGAUUUUAAAUAUUGGACUAUAAUUAUUUAAUUCUUAGGACAUGUUGGAAGUAUAUCCAUUAUGGUAUACACUACCACAUAGUAUACGCUGGUUGAUCGAAGUACAGAUCCACAAUUGUCCUAACGCAGGUUCUAGUGGGCUCUAGCACGUUAGCAAUUUUUAAUUUUCAUGAAUUACUUUUAUAUUUUUAUCUUUAUAUUAUAUUUAUUAACCUAUUACUGAACCUACUAUUUUUUUCAUGAGGGGCUGAUUUGGAUAUGCUAUAGAGACAGGCCAAUUUAUAUAAGUGAAUAGAAAUACAUAUAGAUGUAAUCAGAUAAAAAAAAAGAGUGAAAUACUUAGGCAGACAGUUUUUUUUUAAAAAAAAAUGGAGAAUUUCACAGACAGAAAAACAAACCUAUAGCAAAUAUUAUACAGGCAUAGCUCAAAAUCCUGUACCACUUGACUGGCUUAAAAGUUGCUUGCCACCACAAGCCUGGAGGGCCCAUGGCACAGUCACCAGGAAUGAAUAUCACCAAUGGCUAGAGACCCUGAUGAAUGCACAUGUAGAAAACCUACAAUGAAAGGUUGGAGAAUAUCUGCUGUAAUAUUAAAUAUAUAUUUUGUAUUCUAGAGCAGAACCAACAUUGGUCCACCAGAUUUUUGGACAGCAACUUGAAUACCUUGGCUAGAUACCCAUGCUAGACAACCCCAGUGGUCCUUAUGUCAGCCAGCCCUCUAUAUAUAUAUAUUGUAUGCCAUUUUUUUUAAAUGUUGUGUUGGUACCAACAUGACUCUGCUGCCCCAUUUAACUCAAAAUCAUCAGUUAAUAGUUUGCAAAUUCAGGCACUAACAACCAACAACAGCCUGAGGUCUUUAGAAUACAUUUACAUAAUUUAUCUUUAAUCAAUAUAUUGGAUGUUUACAUUAUGUGUGGGUUUAGUUAUUUUUAUUUACUGAGAGCUAUUUAGGACAAAUGGCAUAGUAUAAUACACAGUCUUAUAAAUAAUGUACAAUAAAUGCACAAACAAGUCCUGUAUAAGUCUAGACUGGGCUCUAUACACCAUGCAACACCUAUUAACUUAAAUAAGUAUCUUAUGCAUAAUCCUCUUUGUUUCUAUCUAUUGCCAUAGCAGUUUCCAUAAGCUCAUUUGGAUACAAUCCAAAGCCCUUGGAUUCUCUCUACAUUUGUGCAUUAACUGAUGGCAAAUAACUUAUGAUCUUAUGUCUCAUAAUCCAUAUGUCCUAUGGUAUAACCUCUGAACCAAAUAACAAUUGUGUGUUUUUCUUCUGUGUUUGCAGAAAGAGGCUGUCGAUGAAACAGGCUGGGUUAUUAAAAAUGUUUUGUCGCUCCCCAUUGUAAAUAAGAAAGAGGAGAUUGUGGGCGUAGCUACAUUCUACAACAGGAAAGAUGCAAAGCCCUUUGACGAAUACGAUGAGCAAAUUACAGAAGUAAGAAUUGUUCUAGAAAAUACAGACGUUACAGUGCAUAUUGGUUGGGAAUAAAGCUACGUGAAAGGGAAGUAAAAGAUUCCAUGAUAUCCCUAAAUCGGUAUACACACAUGACCAAAAAGGUAUAGAUAGAAUGGACUAGUAGUAGAACUAAUGAACAUAGGGCCUUGGUGCAAGAUAUUAUUUGGGCCUCUUAUGCUCCAGAUAAAUAACCUCUAAAUCCCCCAAAAUAUCCUUACUUGCUACUGCCAAAUAACCAACUCUAUAGUCCAUAGACCCUUCAUUCCCAUGCUAGUUCACACUCUCCUUCCCCAAUUUAAACAGAGGUAAUAAACUCAGUUAUAACUCAGAUGACUCUCAUUGAGAACAUUUAAUUAUUGCAGUGCUCUUGUCACGCAUGUAUAUAACUCAGAUGACUCUGAUUGAGAACAUUUAAUUAUUGCAGUGCUCUUGUUGCGCAUGUACUCGCCUCCCAAAUGCUUCCUUAUGGGGACGCAUUGGAUUGGCUGAGAUCAUCAAGACUGAUGAUCUCAGCUAGAGAGGCAGAGUGGCGGUGUGGAGGCCAGAUCACAAUUAGAUUGAAGGUAAGUAAAUCUAAAAGUGUUUCCUAAUGCUCCAGUGUUCCUUCAAUUUUGCAGCUAUAUUAUCACAUAGACAGAUUUAUUUACCACAAAAUUAUAAAUAGCAGAAAAUUUAAGCUGCAAACACUCAAAUAAUGAGUGGCUUAAGCAAACAUCCCUUUUGAAAUUAGUUGUUUCACCAUGAUCCAUGACUAUAUGCUAUUAAACUCUUAAAACUGUCUUUUACCCGUGUCUCUAAUGUUCUUCAAGGAGCCAAUGCAAUACAUAACUAUGUUACUUACUUAGAGAAGAAAUAUAGUACAAUUAUAGGUCAUUAUGACAUGAUUAUCUUAAACUUUUCUUCUUAAAGGACCACUAUAGUGCCAGGAAAACAUACUCGUUUUCCUGGCACUAUAGUGCCCUGAGGGUGCUCCCACCCUCAGGGUCCCACUCCCGUGGCGCUGAAGGAGGAGGAAGGGGUUAAACUCUUACCUUUUUUCUAGUGCCGGGCUCCCUCGGCGCUGGGACUCUCCUCUUUCUAUUCCGUCAUCGGCUGAAUGCGCAUGCGCAGCAAGAGCCACGUACACAUUCAGCCAUAAUGCUUUCCUAUGGACGCUGGCGUCUUCUCACUGUGAAAAUCACAGUGAGAAGCGGCUGACACUGAGACAGCCACUAGCGGCUGGAUUAACCCAUAGGUAAACAUAGCAGUUUCCCUGAAACUGCUAUGUUUACAGCAAAAAGGGUUAAUCCUAGAUGGACCAUGGACCAAUUUUCCUAUAGUGGUCCUUUAAUAUAACAAAAUCUAGUGUAGUAUUAUUAUUAUUAUUAUUAUAUCUUUUUAUUCCAUUUAUUUUUUUUGUUCUCUAGGCCUUGACCCAGAUUCUGGGAUGGUCUGUACUGAACACAGAUACAUAUGAGAAAAUGAAUAAGCUUGAAAACCGAAAAGACAUUGCUCAGGAAAUGCUCAUGUACCAGCUGAAAUGUACCCCAUUGGAACUACAAAGCAUCUUGGUAAGCUUAUCCAGACUCAAUUCUUCAAAUUAAUCACAGUCUGCAAAUUUACUUUGAAUCUAGGGCCCACAACCAUUAUAUUAAUAUGUUUUGUACAAAUUCAUUAAAGGAUUAACAUUCCAGGCACCAUAACAACUGCAUUAGGAUUAAGUUGUUAUAGUGUGAAAAGGUCCCGGGUGUCGGCUUACCUUUUAAGGGUUAAACCUUAGGUUUCUCAAGACAAUUUGUGAAUGUGGAGCUACUGAUUGACAUAGAGCAUCAGAUGACACACUCAAUCAAUCUGUGGAGCCCCCUGACCAAGGCUUCCCCGUUAAAAAGCUGAGCAGAGGAAGAACCGAGGGCAGAGCAAUCAGUCGCUGAAUACUAGACUUCACAAACUGUUUAACUCCUAAAUGUAAGCCUGCACUAGGGACCUCCUGGCACCAUAGCUUUAUUCCUAUGAAGUUCUUAUGUUGCCCGAAGUUUUUCUUUAGGUUUAGCGAGAUACAGCAAAUGCACAUAAUUUUUGGUUACCAUUUUCCCACUUCCAAGGUAAGGUUAUAUGUGUAAAUAUGAAAAAAUAUGCACUUGAUAUAUAUGCUUUGUAUACGUCCCAUUAAGUGCUUUAGUUGUAUAUUUGUAUACAGAGGUUGUAACAUUUCUGAUGAUAGUUCAUGCACUAUUACAAGACACCGCUGGAGCCCAUUUUCCACCAUGAAAAACAUACCAUAGGUGCUUGUCAAAACUGUCAAAUAAUCCACACUUUACUUCGAGUGAACUGUUCAUUUUUUUCUAAUGCAGAAAACAAAGGAGAAAUUGAAAAAAGAAGUCGAUGAAUGUGAAGAAAGUCAGCAGAUCAAGAUAAUAGUAAGUAUUUGUGAAACUUGGUAAAGCCAGCCCAAAAUAGUUUCAUGUCACAACUAGACUUGUGCAAACAUUAAGUAUUUACAUUUAAAUGCUAAAUGUAAUUAUUGGUAGAUUCAGAAUUCUUAUCAAUGGAGACAUAGGCUUCACACGUUCGUUUGGGUUAAGUGGCGGAAUCACCAAUGGAAAAUAAUGGAAUACUGUAUAGAAUAACCUAAUGUGAGAAAAUGUAACCAGGGAAUUUGAGACAUUGUAGCUAAUCCUCUCUCCAUUGAAUUAUCUCACCAAUGUUUCUAUCUAAAGAAGAAUGUUAGAAUGAUCUGGAGGAUGGAUUUAUCAAUCUUUGAAUGUUGAAUUUUUAAAAUGUAACCUGUUCAUUUUACUAACUGUAAUCACAGUUUUUGCUGAUUGGUGAAGAAUUGAUGCAUUGAUGUUUUCCCUUUGGGCUUGUGAUUUCAAGAUAAUGAUGAAAAUAUGUGAUUGUUCAGACCGAGACAGGCAAUAAAAAUACAAUACAUGAGCUUUAAUUCCAUUUGAAUAGAAAGAGAUACCAGUUUUAACGCGAAAUAAACUCCAGUUUAAUAGUUGGAGUAUGAACUUAGCGGAACUGGGUCCACAAUAAUAGACCUGUUUCAAGUUGCAACUAGUGCAGACUUGUGUAAAAAAUAGUUUUUGGGUUCUUCCGGCCCAAAUUCCUUUUAAUCCAUACCCGAACAAAUCGAUCUCUCUGGAAUUUACCUGUGGAUUCAUUGAAUAGGUUAACCUCCACUGGUAAAUCUCAGAUUGAUACGUUCGGUGGUGAAUUAAAAGCAAUUUGAUUUGGAUGAAACCAACAAAUCUUUGCACAAGUCUACCAAGAACCUUGACAUAUAAAGGAUGAGUUAAUGAUCUCCAUUUGAAGUUUCCAGGCCUUACCUCACCAAAAACUGUUUUAAUGGAUCCUCUGAAAAACAAAACCGAACUCAGACAACAUAUAGAGCCAUUUCCUCUUUUAGACCUUUGAUUUUGAAGGUUUUCAUAUUCAAUACUAUGACACUGCUCUAUGGAUAGAAUGUGAUUCAUUGCUUCUCUAUAGAAUGCAUUGGAUUGGUGGAUCACGGUAUUUGCCAUGUAUGUCCCCUAUGUCCCCAUUGCUUCACACAGAAGGCAACGACUGCUGUUAUGAGGUUGUUGUGGUGUCUGAUUACAGCUUAGGUUUAUAAAUUUUUUAUCUUCUUUACAGAUUUUAUUUGAAAAAGGGCGGGAGAGGACUUGGAUCUACAGAAAGCAAGAAACGCUUAACACAUUAAUAUAUUUACUUUUGCAUUAGAAUGUUACUUUAAACACAGUUUGAUUUCCAGGUUACUUUGUACUUGCAGGCGAUACAUUUUGUUGGUUUUGCUUUCUUACUCAAACUAACUCACACCUUUAAAUAGAUCCUUGAGGAUAUGUUGCUAAAUAUUACAUCGAUCGAUCUGUCUGUCUUAUCUAUUGUGGCCGCUGCUCUAGUAGUGUUGCCAAAUUCUUUGUUUAUGUUGCAGGCCGUUGAUCUAUUUUUCUUUUAUUUCUUAGAAUGCUCCAACUUAAUCCGUUGCAAAUGUAUAGCCUUGGGCUGGAUCACUUGGUUUGAUAUUCACUAAUGAGAUCCAUCUGUUAAUAAAUGUUUAUUUUGCUUUGAACAGAAAGAGGAGCUGCCGGAUCCUGCCAAACUGGAGCUCUAUGAGUUCCACUUCAGUGACCUGCCCGUGUCCGAGCACGAGCUCAUCAAAAGUGGGAUACAAAUGUUUUUUGAGCUCAAAGCUGUUGACAAAUUUAAAGUUCCAGUGCAGGUAAUAAUUACUAUUAGCAUUAAUAUAAUAAGGUGAUGGCAAACCUUUUUGAGUCCAAGUGCCCAAACAGCAACAGGGAACCAACGUAUGUAUCUCAAGUUGCUCAAACUGCAAUUAAACACAAAAACAGAAGGCAGGCUGUGGUGAUAUGUGUGCUGGGUGUCUACUUUACCUUAAAUGCCUGUGCGGUCUUGUGGUGGCAUCGUGCCCCAGCUACCUGUGAUGUAACGCACCUCUUGCUCGUGUAGUACCAGCGAGACCUCUGCGUGAAUAGUACUUAUUCCAUUAAUUCAUGAUGAUUCACAUAUUAUAAUAAUAAUAGCAUGUAAUCAGGAAAUUGCAUUUAGCUUUUACUAGUUUCCUAGGACAUCCUGUAGUAUAGAUGUACUUGGACAGACAAUAUGCUAUCAUCGAUGUGGCAAAAGAUUUCAACUGAAAGAAAAACUCCAAGAAUCAUAACGACUAAAGUGUGUAGCACACUUCAAGGUUUCAUAGAGAUAGAAUCUCUACAAAAUGCUCAUGGUAACUGCACUGACAAAGCAGGGAUUACUUUGACUUUUGCCAAGUGUUUUUUUUUUUUUUCUCCCAAGCUUGACAAUCUCCAAAAGACCGAGUUUUAGCCAUCAGGUUUUGUGAUUUCCCAGCAACCAUUGAUAUUUGUAGGGAAAAAAAGCAAUAUCUUGUGCAGUACAUAACAAGUUCUAUGUAGGAUUCUAUAGACUUGUGUGAUCUUAUACAGUAGUCUGUUGGGUACCUACAUUAUUGAUAAGGAAGAGAGAGCCAAUACAUAGAUAGUGGCAGGGCCGUCUUUAACGCGGGGCAAACGGGGCAGCUGCCCCGGGCCCUGUUACUCUUGGGGGGCCCAAGGCAGCUUCCCCGUGGGCCCCGCUGCUCUCAACAAUUGUUUCUCCCAUGGGGCCGCCGGCCCCCACAUUAAGCAGGCCACUGGGUGGGUAUUGUAAGCAGGGGCCCGGUCACACGCUGUAGCACUUUAACAGCGCGACCUGGCCCUUUGCUUUUCGGCAACGCUGGGAGGAAGUGACGGCUGCAAUUCACUUCCUCCCACUAAGGAGAGGAGCUGCACGGGAGACUAAGGAGGGACCCUUGCCAGGAGAGGCAGAUCCCAACAGCCUUCAGUCUGGACACCUGGGGAACCACCUUCCAAGGUAGGAAACUUGUGGGUGGGUUUAAAAGAGUAAAUUUAUGUCAGUAUGUCUGUCUGUGUCUGUGUUUGUGUCAGUAUGUCUGUCUGUGUUUAUGUCAGUAUGUAUGUCAGUGUAUGUGUUUGUGUCAGUAUGUAUGUCAGUGUAUGUUUAUGUCAGUAUGUCUGUCUGUGUUUGUGUCAGUAUGUCUUUUAGUGUAUGUUUGUCAGUAUGUCUGUCAGUGUAUGUUCAUGUCAGUAUGUCUGUCAGUGUAUGUGUUUGUGCUUGUGUCAGUAUGUCUGUCUGUGUAUGUCAGUAUGUCUGUUAUUGUAUAUGUCUGUGUAUGUCAGUAUGUCUGUUAUUGUAUGUGUCUGUAUGUCUGUCAUUGUAUGUCUUUGUGUAUGUGUGUCAGUAUAUGUGUCUGCAUAUGUCAGUAUGUCUGUAGUGUAUGUUUCUGCGUGUGUGUCAGCAUGUCUGUCAGUGUAUGUCUCUGUGUAUGUGUGUUAGUAUGUUUGGCAGGGGGCAGAGUCCAGGGGCCCCAAGCAAAUGGUUGCCCAGUGUCCGGUCAAUAUUAAAGACGGCCCUGGAUAGUGGUGCCUCUGAGGGAAAAGUUUAGGUAAGUAUGUCAUCCUUUAGUUUCUCCAUUGCAUUCCGUGGAUUAAUUGGGCACGUCACCCUGAGAGAUCAUUGCAAAAUAUGCAAAGAAUCUGUAUGUGACAGUAUUGCUUAAAUCUACUCUUAAGUCUACUUAAGUGUUUGGGGAUCUGGAGAGGUUGAAUCUCAGUCACACUGUGAAUCGGUUUUCUAGAUUGGACUGUUCAAUGAGCAGCGAGGUCCUUCUACUGAAGAACCUGCCUCUGACAUAUCAACAAUGAAUAAUAAUCCCACAGCCUUCUUUUCAUCAUGUUACAGACUUUAUUACAGCCACCACAAGUGACCUGGCAUUUUUUCUACCCUUUGCAACAUUUUGAAAUGUUUGAGCAUGGUUGCCAGGUAGCCUGUGAUGUCUGUAAUAAGUCACUUAAAUUUUUUUUUAUUUGAUGGUAAUUGGAGGCUGAGAUAGCUAGAGGCAUUAUUUGUUAAAAAGACAAAAUGGUGUAAUUCUUUUUUCUUAUUGUUAAUCUGUGCCUUUCACUAGGUCUUAACAAGAUGGAUGUAUACAGUACGAAAAGGGUAUCGUGACAUCACUUAUCACAACUGGCGACAUGGAUUUAAUGUGGGUCAAACCAUGUUUUCCUUGCUAAUGGUAUGUAGUAUUUUACUAUACACAAUAAAAAAUAUAUAACUCAACCUUUGAUGUUUAAAAUCACAUAUUUUGAAGUGCUAUUUGUCCUAAAAGGGAAAUUUGACUGAGUAAAGUAACAAUGAUAUAUAUGCAUAUGGUUUAUAUGAACAAUGGUGCACGUAAACUCAUUGAGCAGGGCCCUCAACCCCUCUGUUCCUGCGCAUCCAUUUGUCUGGUUACAAUUAUGUGUCUGUUAGUCCACCCAUUGUACAGCGCUACAGAAUUUGUUGCGCUAUAUAAAUAAUAUAAUAAUAAUAAUGUGGAAGGUGGUGUACCAAUGAUGGCAGCAACUGGAUUUCACACAAAACCAUAAAAGUGGGUUUGAAGACAAUUUUCAGUCAUAUAUUACAAGUGACCCAUUAGAAGAGUUGAUGGCAUGAGAUUUGCAGAUAGUUGUAAGUCACACACAGGAAAUGGUAAAUGAAAUUUCCAAAUACAUUUAUUAAAUUCGACUAAUUGGAAGCCGCCUUUGGAGUGAUUAAUUUUAAGUGGUACUGCACCAGGACUCUCCAUCUAGUAAUCUAGGAAGCAUGCUGACUAUAAGGGAUCUUUAUGCAAGCUGAUAAAUUGCAUACUUCAUUAAAGCAUAACACAUUCUAAGUUUAGCAUAUUCAAUAAUGCACCCCAUGUAUAUCAAUGGCUAAAAACCAACCCGCAUGACACGAGGGCUUGAACAAUUCAUGAUCUGCUUACACUGGUAAUGGCUAAAUUUGGCAUGGCAGAUGUUUUGGAACUAUCAAUGAAAACCGUGCCAAAGUGAGUCAUCACUGUCUUACACUGUUACACAAUGUUUUUUAAAAUCACUUAAUGAAAUAUUUUACUUUUCAAAAAGACAGGUAAACUAAAGAAAUAUUACUCAGACCUGGAAGCCUUUGCUAUGGUUGCUGCAGCCUUUUGCCAUGAUAUUGACCAUCGAGGUACCAAUAAUUUAUACCAGAUGAAGUAAGUGCUAUCAUUUUACAAACCAGUUAUCAACACAGCCAUGCAAUAUAUGUAUUUUGACUCUCUUUAUGUUUCAUUACAGAUCUCAAGCCCCACUAGCAAAACUUCAUGGAUCAUCAAUUUUAGAAAGACACCACUUAGAAUUUAGUAAAACGUUGCUUGAGGAUGAGGUGAGAGUCGGCUGUGUCUUGCUAGUUCAUUACAGUAUUGACAGCAUAAACCAACACUUUAAUUUAAAUUAAAAAGAUUAUUUACUAUCGAAUUUAUCCCUCUUAAAUGUGGACAUUUUAGAUUGAUUUCUGUAACUCCACUGGGUCAUCCAUUCUGAUGGUAGAAAAUAUUUUUUAUUACGUGUGAAUUGACAAAUGUUCAAAACGUUAAUUUAAACUUUUAGGUCAAAAUAGCCAAAUCUAGAGUUUGAGGGUUGUUUUUCUUCCUGUUAAACUGUGAAAUUAACUUUGAAUACUUGACAAUUCGUACUUUAGUCAACAACCCAGAAAGGACUUAAUUGACUCCAAAUAUAAUUUGAGGGAAAAAAAUUCAAUAGUGUUCCAAGUCCCAGCUCUACUCAACUCAAAAAAAGAAAGUUUGACCAGUUGGCCUUGAAAGGGUUUAAACACAUUGAAAAUUUAAUUGACACAUUCUUUAUAUCAGUGUAGAUUUAGCAGUUUGACAUAUCUUUUAUGCUAUACAUCCUCUAUAAGGAAAGCCAUUUUUGCUAUUGCUUAAUUUCUAUUUGCUUCUAAAAUGUAUUGCUUUCUUGAAUCCAUACUGUAUAAAGCUACUAAUUGUAACCUUGUGACCAAUAAAGAUAAAUAUGCUCUCUUGCAGAGUUUAAAUAUUUUCCAGAAUCUGAACAAGAGACAGUUUGAAAAUGUGAUUCACCUGUUUGAAAUCGCAAUAAUAGCAACUGAUUUAGCAUUGUAUUUCAAGUAAGUAAAAUACAGAAUGCAUCUAGAACAGGCUCAUAUAAUAUUGUUAAGUAGGAUCCACUUGGCACUGUUGGUUGAGAAAAUACAUUAACACUUCGUCACCUCUAGUUACUCUGAGUAAUUCUUUUUCCUUUUUUUUUUUUGACCAUCUUUAUUUUCGUUAUUGUUGUUCAAACAUAAUAGGCAAUGUGCAUGCAAGUUUAACAAAGCUUUUGAAAGAAGUGCACAGAUACAGUAAUAAGGAACAUAUUAGUACAAAUACACAAUACAUCCAGAAGUACAGAUUACAGUACUUUAGUAUGCAAGAAGACUAUUGGGUCUAUCAUGACAGAGUAUUUUGGUAUGCAAGACUAUUGGUUCUAUCAUGACUGAGAGUACCAUGGUAAUUGAAUCUCCAAACAAUAUCACCAACAAAAGUCUUCUGUAAUCAACUGCCUUACUGUGUUGAUAUCUGUUCAAAUCAAUACACAGUCAAAUUGGAUACAAGAACCUCCUGUUCUCGAACUAGCGAUCAUAAUACAACUGAGGUGAAGGAAAAGAAAAAAAUUAAAUAAAUAAAAGGUAGGGGAAGGGGUGAAGGGGAGGAGGGGACUAAUAAGACAUUCCGGUUCCUCCUGCUCCACCCGUGCAUAGAAAAUGACUACUGCAUUCAUAGUUACAUAGCUGAAAAGAGACUUGCGUCCACCAAGUUCAGCCUUCCUCACAAAUGUUGUUGCUGUUGAUCCAAAAGAAGGCAAAAAACCUGGUCUGAAGCGCUUCCAAUUUUGCCACAAACUAGGAAAAAAUUCCUUCUUGACCCUAAAAUAGCAGUCAGAUGUCUCCUUGGAUCAAGCAGCUAUUACCCCACUAAUUAGAAAUUAUAUCCCUGUAUGUUAUGUUUUUGUAAGUAUUUAUUCAAUUUCAGUUUAAACAUCUGUAUGGACUCUGACAAAACCACCUCUUCAGGCAGAGAAUUCCAUAUCCUUAUUAUUCUUACUGUAAAAAAACCUUUUCUUUGCCUUAGAUGAAAUCUCCUUUCUUCCAACCUAAAUGUGUGACCUCGUGUCCUAUGUAUAGCCCUGUUUAUGAAUAGAUUUCCAGAUAAAGGUUUGUACUGGCCCCGAAUAUAUUUGUAUAAAGUUAUCAUAUCCCCUCUCAGGCGCCGUUUUUCCACAAUAAACAGAUUACAUUUUUUUAACCUUUCUUCAUAACUAAAAUGCUCCAUUCCUUUUAUCAAUUUUGUAGCUUGUCUCUGGACCCUCUCCAGUGCCAUGAUAUCCUUCUUUAGAACAGGCGCCCAAAAUCUCACAGCAUAUUCAAGGUGUGGUCUUACCAGCGAUUUAUAAAGAGGCAGAAUUAUAUUUUCAUCCUGAGAAUUUAUGCCCCUAUAUAUACAUGACAAAAUCUUACUGGCCUUAGCAACUGCAGAUUGACAUUGCAUAUUGCUGCCUAAUUUGUUGUCUAGAACAAUACCCAAAUCCUUCUCGUGUGUGGUUAUCCCUAAUUCACUACCAUUAAGUGUGUAAGUUGCUUGUGCAUUCUUAACCCCGAAGUGUAUAACUUUGCAUUUCUCUAUGUUAAAUUUCAUCUGCCAUUUUAGUGCCCAGUCCCCCAAUCUAUCCAAAUCUCUCUCCUAUGGAGCCAUGUUGACUCUGAGUAUUUCAUAAGGAUAGAAUCUUUAUGACUGCAUUAGAAUUUCACCAAUGUUCCAAAGCGAUCGCCAUCUAAAGAUGUUAUGGGACAAAAUAGGAACUACUUAGUCUUAUGGACUAAACCCAGGUUGACAAAAGUAGCGCUUCCACCAUCAACUUUUGUCAAUCCCCAAAGCCAUCGCUAGUAGAUGAAACUCCAGGAAAUGAACAAAGAAGAUGGUGUCGCCUUUGAAAGACAACUUGAAGGAAGUAUACUAUAUCUACCUUUAGCUUCACCCCCUCUGCUACUGCAGGCAAUAUGGUGAUGUCACCUUCUGUAGUAUUUGUAAAAUAUGUAAUGGUCACUGAAACAAGACACUUUAACCUCUUUAAGUUCAAACAUCAGCUGUUUUUAUAUCCUUUCAGUCUGCUUGGUCUGAUGUCUUAUUAAAGAGCUUAACUCGUGUGUAGCUUUUUUACUGACCUCAAUGAUGGAUAACUCUUAGUGAAAAUGUUAUAUGAACAACUAGCAGACUAUUGUUUUCAACAGUGAUACAUCUUAUUUUAUUUUCUAACUCUCCUGCAUUGAGCAGUGUUAUCUUUAGAUGAAUAUAGGGAAAAUGUUGAUGCAUUGAAAAAAAUCUUACCAAAAUGUAACUCACCUUAGUGGAAUUAUUUUAAUUAUUAUUAUUAUUGGUAUUUAUAUAGCGUCAGCAUAUUCUGUAGUGCUUUGCAAUAUUAUCAAUGGGGGUGAUUUAACAAUAAAUGAGACAAUUACAAAAACUUACAGGAACAAUAAGUUGAAGAGGGCCCUGCUCAAACGAGCUUACAGUCUAUUGGAGGUGGGACGUAAAACCCAACAGGACAGGAGGUAGCAAUCAAACAAGGUGGAGUGAAGCAGAGCUGGAGGAGAGAAUAGAGUGCUGCCCUUUAGGACAGAGCAAGGGACAGGUAUGUGAGGUCUGGGAGGCCAUAAGAUUUCCUAAAGAGAUGGGUUUUGAGGGACUUUUUAAAUGAUUGAAGACUAGGGGAGAGCUUGAUGGUCAUAGGUAGGCUAUUCCAUAGGAAAUAGAGGAUACCGAGAAUGGGCAUACCUGCGGAUCAGUGAAGAAAUAUAGGAGGGGCUAGAAUUGGUCAGUGCUUUAUAGGUGUGGAUUAGUACCUUGAAUUGAUUCCUAUAGGAUACAGGAAGUCAAUGUAAGGACUGACAGAGGGGAGAGGUGUGAAAGGAGCGACAGGAGAGGAAAAUAAGUCUAGCUGCAGCAUUCAUUACAGACUGUAGAGGGGCAAUACAACUUGUGGGAAUACCUAUUAGGAGAGAGUUACAAUAAUCCAUGCAAGAGAUUACUAGAGCAUGGACAAGCUCCUUAGUAAAAUCUUGUGUAAGAAAGGGGCGGAUGCGGGCUAUGUUUUUAAUGUGGAAUCUACAGGAUUUGACAAAAUACUGGAUAUGAGGCUCAAAUGUGAGGCCGGAAUCAAGUAUAACACUAAGACAAUGUGCUUGCAAGGAUGGACUGAUGUGGGUACCACUAACUUGAAGGGAGAGCGAAAGAGGAGGAUCAGUAGUAAGAGGAGGAAAGACAAAGAGCUCAGUUUUAGAGAGAUUGAGUUUCAGAAAGCAGGAGGACAUCCAGUCAGAGAUGGAAGAAAGGCAAGCAGUGACACGUUGCAGGACGGCAGGGGAGAGGUCCGGGGAGGAGAGGUAUAUCUGAGUGUCAUCAAUGUACAGGUGGUAUUGGAAUUCAAAUGAGUUAAUAUGUUUGCCAAGAGAGGCAGUAUAUAGAGAAAAUAGAAGGGGACCAAGGACAGAGCCUUGGGGGAGUCCAACAGAGACAGGACGAAGGGAGGAGGUAUCAUUAGAAAAGGAGAUAUUGAAUGAGCAUUGGGAGAGAUAGGAGGAAAACCAAGAGAGGACAGAGUUACAGAGAGUGAGUGAUUGAAGAGUUUGGAGAAGGAGAACAUGGUCAACAGUGUCAAAGGCAGCAGAGAGGUCAAAAAGAAUUAGUAUGGAGUAGUGCCCUGCGAUUAGAUAGGUUGUGUCGAAAGUAUGUCAGAGGCAGCUGUAUCUAUCAUUGCAAUGAAUAGUUAUAUAUCUGUCAAAAAUAAUAAUAUAAUAAUUUAAAGCAAAAGAUAUUAGAGGGAGAUAACACAAUUAAUAAUAUGGCACACAUUGCAAAGGACAGAGGAGGGGAGGGCUUUAAGUAUAAAGAAAAAUACAAGUGUUAAAAAUAGAGGAAGAGUUGAAGCGUAGGAAGGGAGGGGUCACUGCAAAGGAGGAACUCAUUACAUGUCACCAGUACACAGUGCUCGCCCGUGGUGUGUUUAGGAUUUGUGCUGCCCUAGGCAGGACGGUGCCCGGGCACCCCCCUCAAUUUAAAUUUUCCCCACCCCUUCCUGUCAAGGCCGCACUUUGACUGACAGAUGCUCACUCACUUACAGAUGCACACUCUCACUGAUAAAUGCAUACACUCACUGACAGACACACACUCUCAUAUACACUGACAAACAAUGAUAUACACACACUCACUGAUUUGACACACCGAUAGACAGACAUACACUAUUACUCGGACAUACCCUGACAGACUCACUCUCCCUUACAGACUCACUGACAGACGCCCACUCUCACUGACAGAUGCACGCACUCACUGAUUGACACACACACACACACAUUCACUGACUGACACACACUCUCUGACUGACACACACACUCACUCAAAUUCACUGACACAAACACACUUACAAUUAUUAUUAUUUUUUGAAAAAUUUAAAUCCACCCAGCCGCGGCCUACUUUUGGGAUAGCUAGAUGGAUUUUUCACCUGGGGUCCAGUGGGGCUGAUGGGAGCUGAGCAAAGAGCUCAGGGGAAAGUGCUCCCUCGCUGACAAUUUAGUGUGGCUGCCCGCCCGCCCGCCCAGGAAACAACCGCCUGCCUGCCCCGAGGGAGCCCACAGGUGGCCAGCCGGCCAGCUCUUGGGCUCCCAUAAAACGAGGCAAACAAGGUAUUUGCCUGGGCAUUUGGGGGCAGCAUUUUUUGCCGCCCCCUGGAAAUUGCCGUCCAAGGCAAAUGCCUUGUUUGCCUCGUGGAAGACACAUCCCUGGUGCUCGCGCCCGACAGAUGUAGCUUUUGCACUGGAUUAAUAUCAGGCAUUCCAGAGUUCCAAGUUGCGUAAGUCACGUGUGCCGGGGCUGCAACUAGCCCCUGGCACAAAAGUGCAAAUUUAUCUGUAUGUGAAGCAUUUCAUACAAAAGAGCUGCACAUACAUACUCCUACCACCAUGGUGGUUGGAGUAAAGCCUUAAAUGUGAAAUUCUCUUUAGUAAAUAUCCCUGUAAGACACACCACAUAGGAUAUGUCUGAGUUAAAUGUUUCCAUUCCACCUACUUCAUGUCACGUAUAGUUGUACAGGAGGGUCAUGUCUCUGGCUGUGCAUUAAGUAUCAGAACACAUCCUGCUGUUUGUACCAUGCUGUAUACAGAUUGACCUUUAGCUCUAUGAACAUUUACUGGGUUAAAAAAGCAUGGCGUGUUAAAAAAAAUAAAUCAAUUUUGCUUAUUCAGUAAAAUAACCUUGAAUUUUCUGUAAAGAGCUAAUCUGACAGACACUUAUGUGUAAUGACUUCAAAAUGAUUUCUUUGCAUAGAACAGUCAUACCAUAACAGUUAUGAAGGGGUUCUCAUUUCAAGGAAAGGGUCAGCGGACAUCAGUCAUACUAAAAUGCACCAUUAGUACUAUUCUGGAAACGGAGAAUGCUUAUUAAAAUGUACAUCAUGCAUAGACCAUAUUUUAUGGACUUGUGAUGUCAAAGUUUUUUUUGUGAUUGUCUGUGAUUUCUUUUUUUAAACAUUUUUUUGUUUUGCUGCUAUCUCUAAAAUUGUUCACUUAUUGUUUUUUGUUUGUUUGUUUGUUUUUAUUGCCAAAAGGAAAAGGACCAUGUUUCAGAAAAUUGUUGAUGCGGCAGAACAAAUGCAAUCAGAAGAAGAAGUUAUUAAGUAUAUUAUCACCGAUCCCACUAAGAAAGAAAUUAUCAUGUGAGCUGUCAAAAAGUAUUUAUUCUUCCUGUUUCGAUUGAUCCCAUGUAAUACAGUUUUUAAGCAAAUUAAUUUUACUUUAGGGCCAUGAUGAUGACCGGUUGUGACUUGUCUGCUAUUACCAAACCCUGGGAGGUACAGAGUAAGGUAGGUACUAUGGACAGUAUUCCUAGAAAUGAACACGUAUAAAUGAAGUAUACCCUCACAUAGUAAUUUUUUUACAUUUUAUUUUUAGGUUGCUCUCAUGGUUGCGAAUGAAUUCUGGGAGCAAGGUGAUCUUGAGAGAACAGUGCUUGAGCAACAGCCUAUUGUAAGUCAGAAACUAUACAAAUAUUAGGUUUAGUUUAAAGUGGAUAUUUUCUUCACGAUCUAUCAUUGUACCAUCAUAUAACAUUUUAAAACAGUGCAUAGAUUAUGUUAAUCAUUUUUAAAGCUGCAUGAUUUAUGUGACACAUAACACUAAAACACAGUAAUUUUUACUGUGAUUAACAAAUACAUUUUUUAUGAUGUACAACAAAGAGACACAAUAUUGAAUGUAUCACCUAAAACCAUGAUCUAACACGAACUAAGAAACAUUUUGGUGAUUGAACAUCUCUGCUGCCCCAUAGACAGAUACUUUUUGUUUAUUCCGAGGUAGUUUUGUAGGAUUCAGUAGUAAAUUGUAGAGCUGCUGCAGAGGUUAUGUUAUUUAACAAGGUAACUGGUUACUAUAACAAUGCGAUUUUCGUUUCAGCCUAUGAUGGACAGAAACAAAGCGGAAGAACUGCCCAAACUUCAAGUGGGGUUUAUAGAUUUUGUUUGCACAUUUGUUUACAAGGUAAGUCGUUUUCCUCAUGUCAGUAAAUGCCAUGUCAGUAGAUGCCAAUUAAACUAAAUUGAAAAGCACUUUUGAAAAUGUAGGUACAGGUCUAGCACCCUGUAAAUGAAAUGUUCCCAAGUGCACGUUUGACCUUCCCAUAAAAAAUAAUAUGCACAAGCCAAUCCUGGCCAAACAAGAAUGGGGGACAUAGAAAGAGAAGUUGAUGCUUAUCGACCUCGUUGUGGCCUAUUCUAGUUAACCCUCAGGGCCGGCCUUAGGCAAUUAGGCGCCCUGUGCAAAAAGUCUUCACGUUGCCCCCCCCCACCUCCCACCAAGUUGCCUGAAUACAGUAACACACACAGGCACCGGGGACGUGUGUAUCACGAGGCAAACAAGGCAUCUGCCUUGGGCGCCACUUUGCAGGGGGCGGCAAAAAAAAGCAUCCCUCCAAACCCCCAGGCAGAUCCCUUGCUUGCCUCGCAUCCUGGGGGCUCAAGAGCUGACCGGCUGGCCACUUUUGAGCCCCCCCAAGGCUGGCAGCGGGCAGCGAAGGAGCAUACUCACCUGAGCUCUUCCUGCUCAGCUUCCUCUGCGCCGCUUAAUGAAGCCGGGAGCCAGAAUAUGACGUCAGUCCGGCUCCCGGCAUCACUAAGCGCUGCUUACUCAGCCUGUGCGCCCCCUGCCUGCCUGCCCAGCAGCCACACUGGACUGCUGGUAAGAAAUCCACUCCAGCUUUCCCAGGGAGGCUGGGUGGAUUUAAAAUAAAUGUAAAAAAAUAUUAGUUUGUGAGUGUUAGUGGAAAUGUCUGUGUGUGUGUCUGUGAGUGUUUAUUUUGAAGUGAAUGUGUGUGUGUGUGUGUGUGUGUCUGUAAGUGUGUAAUUGUGUGUGUCUGUGAGUGAAUGUGUGUGUUGGUCAGUGAGUGUAUGUGUCAGUCAGUGAGUGUGCAUGUGUCAGUCAGUGAGUGUGUAUGUGUCGUCAGUGAGUGUGUAUGUGUCGUCAGUGAGUGUGUAUGUGUCGUCAGUGAGUGUGUAUGUGUCGUCAGUGAGUGUGUAUGUGUCGUCAGUGAGUGUGUAUGUGUGGUCAGUGAGUGUGUAUGUGUGGUCAGUGAGUGUGUAUGUGUGGUCAGUGAGUGUGUAUGUGUGGUCAGUGAGUGUGUAUGUGUGGUCAGUGAGUGUGUGUAUGUGUCGUCAGUGAGUGUGUAUGUGUGGUCAGUGAGUGUGUGUCGGUCAGUGAGUGUGUGUCGGUCAGUGAGUGUGUGUCAGUCAGUGUGUAUGUGUCGGUCAGUGGAGUCGUGCAUCUUUCAGUGAGUGCUUGCAUCUGUCAGUGAGAGUGUGCAUCUGUCAGUGUGUGUCCAAGUAAUAGUGUAUGUGUGUAUGUCAUUGUUUGUCAGUGUAUGUGAGAGUGUGUGUCUGUCAGUGAGUGUGCGUCUGUCAGUGAGUGAGCGUCUGUCAGUGAGUGAGCGUCUGUCAGUCAAAGUGCGGCCUUGACAGGAAGGGGUGGGGAAAAUUUAAACUCGGUUACAGGCAUGUACACACACACUCAGUUAAAGGCAGUCACACAUACAGGCACAGGCACAAACAAUGGCACAGCUACAGCGACACACACAGACAGACAGUCACAUAGGCAGUCACACACACACAGACACACAGUAACACACACAUAGACAGUUAUACACACACAGGCAGGCAGUCACACAGAUAGAAAGUCACACACACAGGCAGGCAGUCACACAAAGACAGUUACAGACAGACACACACAGGCAGGCAGGCAGUCACAUACAGGCAGUCACACACACAGACAGACAGUCACACACACAGACAGUCACACACACAGACAGUCACACAGACAGACAGUCUCACACACGGGCAGUCACACAGACAGACAGUCACACACACAGGCAGUCACAUACAUGGGCAGUCACACAGACAGACAGUCACACACACAGACAGUCACACACAGGCAGGCAGUCACACACAGAGACAGUCACACACACACACAGAGACAGACAGUCACACACACACACACACACACAAGGACAGGCAGUCACACAGACAGUCACACACACACACAGACAGACAGUCACACAAACAGGCAAACAGUCACACACACACACUUACCUCUUUCCAGUGGAUGCAGUUGGCUGAUGGGGAAGCAUCUUUCCCUCUUCCUGUACAGCAGGGGCUUCGGGAGGUAUUAGCCCCGUCUCCGCCUCUCGAUAAGCCCCGCCUCCGCCGCUCGGUAAACCCCGCCCCCUCUGCCGCGAUUUUUUUUUUUUUUAAAUAGACCCGGGUGGAGAAUAAUUAAUCCUCCAGCCAGGUACCUCUUUUAGCUCCCCUGCACUCCGGCCAUGAGUGAGCUGUGUCGGCCACAGGGCGCCCCCUGUUCCAUGGCGCCCUGUGCGGUCGCACAGCUCGCACACCCCUAAGGCCGGCCCUGUUAACCCUUAUGACCAUACCUGGACAUUCAAGUAAUAGCACAAUAUUAAUGGCUUAUAUUCUUUAAAUGUGAGCAAUAAUGGGAGCCGUGGAGAGGGGGAGGCAUUGCUCCUCUGUUUAUCCCACCUUUCAACGUCCCUGUCUGGUUUAUUUAAUGAGAAAUGAGUUUCUCUGGUAAUGAACUUCCAUUUGUCAUUAUUGUUCCUUAAGUGACUCAACUUAUUCAUUUUGCCAUGAGCUGUAGAAGAUCACACUGAACUGGAUCAUUUUCUCAGUUGACAAUUGUGGUCUUAAUCUUGAAUCUCAUUGUUUGAUGAACAAACAAUGUAAAGACAUGUUUUCAUGCAUUGAACGUAGGUGUAUGUACAUAUAUAUAUAUAUAUAUAUAUAUAUAUAUAUAUAUAUAUAUAUAUCAAAAUUGCUCCUGCACUCACGCUUCAAUGUCCCUCAGUAGCCGGGUGCCAACCAAAAAGUAGCUUCACUAUCCAAGCAAUAUAAGUAAAUGGCUGCACUCACGUAGUAAAAGUCCAAAAUUUUAUGAUAAAUAGUUAAAAUAUCCAAGAUCAACGUUUCAGUCAUCACAGACUUUCAUCAUGAUCCUGAUGAAAGUCUGUGAUGCCUGAAACGUUGAUCUUGGAUAUUUUAACUAUUUAUCAUUAAAUUUUGGACUUUUACUACGUGAGUGCAGCCAUUUACUUAUAUUCCUUGGAUAUUGAAGCUACUUAUAUUGGAUAUUGAAGCAUUUACUUAUAUUCCAUAUAUAUAUAUAUAUAUAUAUAUUACCAUGAGGAUCAAUCACAAAUUAAAAAAACUAUAGGGAUGAGACUUUGCAAGGAAGAAGGAAGAUUCUUUUCUGUAGGGACAGCCAUGAUGUUGAUUUUAAUAAUGUAAAAGUAAAUUAGAGAAGAAUAUACUUGUGACUGAGCUUAUAUUGGAAUGUAGAGGACAGCUGUUUAUUAGGAAAAUAAUGAGUAUAGUGUUAUAAGUAUUCCACAUUGCUGUGCGAGAGGGCCCAGCCUUGCAGGCCCGGUAGAGCGAGGUAUGCCAGCGUAUGUCCCACUCCUAAAAUGCCCCAGCCAGCCACACUGACCCAAACCAGAGCCACAACACCCAAGACUCUCGAACUCCCGGGACACUGACCCCCCCCCCACUCAAGGGCAUCGGCUGAAGGGACUCACAACACCGCAGAUGGAACCCCACAGAUGCUGCCUACCUAUGGGAAAGGACUGGUUGUUACAUUGAUUACCUCCUCUGACAUUAAUAACCUUAGCAGGAAAGGUUCUUAUCUGUAGUUUUACUUGCACGGUCCUAUGCCAACUAUAAUCUCUUAAAAGUUGAGCAGGCUCUCCCUAAAUACCCCAUUACUACGCCAGCCUUUAGAAGGUGCUACACCCCUUGUGCAACCCACGUAACCAUUCAAUCUUUCACUACCUGCCUAUACCUGCUUCUAGCUCUAGGGUGGCGAUAUACUGAACACGAAGUUAAAGGACCUCUACAGGCACCCAGACCACUUCAGCUUAAUGAAGUGGUCUGGGUGCCAGGUCCAUCUAGGAUAAACCCUUUUUUUUUUUUUUUGAUAAACAUAGCAGUUUCAGAGAAACUGCUAUGUUUAUAAUAUGGUUAAUCCAGCCUCCAGUGGCUGUCUCUUGACAGCCGCUAGAGGCGCUUGCGUGCUUCUCACUGUGAAAAUCAGUGAGAAGACGCCAGCGUCCAUAGGAAAGCAUUGUAAAUGCUUUCCUAUGAACUGGCUGAAUGCGUGCGCGGCUACUGCCGCGCAUGCGCAUUCAGCCGAUGACAUCGUAUGGAGGAGAGGAGGAGGAGGAGAGCUCCCCGCCCGGCGCUGGAGAAAGGUAAGAUUUUAACCCUUUCCUCUCCCCAGAGCCCGGCGGGAGAGGGACCCUGAGGGUGGGGGCACCCUCAGGGCACUAUAGUGGUCCUUUAACUCAGGCACCAAGGGUAGGAUAUUAACUCAGCUUAACCAGUCCCAGCAUCUCUCUUAAUUAAAUUUAAUCACUCUCGUGUUUUACCUGGAGGGUCAUCAUGGUCCACAUGCUUGCAAUUGGACCUAUAGUUUAAAACAUAUGGUUAACUUGAUCUUUUAUGUUUUCCCUCAUGCAAUUUCUAUGCCUAAACAGUAAGCUAAGCGCCACCGUUAAGAAAUAUCUCUGUUGAUAUGCCUGUGUACCGUAAUGUUAUCAAUCUAUUAUAAAAUAGUGCCUGUUUAUUCUUGCCUACAAUGUUACUUACACUAAAACGAGAAACCUAAACUGUUGAAAUGUUACCUUUACUAAAAUAUGUGCCUUACUUGCAAUGUCACAACCUGCAAUGUACCCAGAACCUUAAUUUACCCUGAUGUCGCUGUUAUGGCGCGCCAAGGUUGUUUGUUAAAUCUUAUGCACAAUAAAAAUAAAGAAUUGGAAAAAAAAAAAAAAAAGUAUUCCACUUUGGAAAUAGGAACAAUUUGUUGCUUGUAUUAUUAUUAUCAGCAUUUGUGUAGCGCUUUACAGUUAUCACUAAUUUUCCCCAACUAUCUAUUUACUAUCUCUAGGAAUUUUCACGGUUUCAUAAAGAAAUCACGCCCAUGUAUGACGGACUUCAAAAUAACCGGGUUCACUGGAAAUCACAAGCUGAUGUUUACGAAGAAAAAAUGAAAGUUAUCGAAGAACAGAAAAAGCUGCAGGAAAAUUCUAACUGUACAAAAAACUGUAAGCAAGGAUUGUGUAAUGCAUCAUGGGUUAAACGUGUUAAAUAAUUAAUUGUGACUAAUAAGGGUUGAUCACCAUGAUUAUAUAUAUACAUGUACAGAGUUACAGAAAAAUUCUGUAGAAUAUGGUUCGAUUUCACCUACAAGUAAUAAUGAACUAAGAAACUAAAAGUGCAAAUAUGUCACGGACAUCACAAAGGUGCUAUUCAGUUAUGACACUAGACAGUUUGGACAGAAUAAGGGCAACCAACCAUUACGUACCAACUGGGAUUGAAUUUUCAGACAGAGGAAGUAGCUGUCAAUAAGAAUCUAUUGUAUAAGAUUCAGCAGCGCUGGAUGAUGGUUUCCAGUUUCUCAAACUGCAACUGGAACCCAACUUUAUCUUCAAGUCUUUACACUGCAAUUAAACAUGAAAAAAACAUUUAUUCAGAAGUGUGCUGAAUGGGUAUUUUAAUUUAACUGGAUUAAUAAAUAAAAAAGAAAAAUGUUUUGCCUCCUCUACUGCUUACCUUUUUUCUCAAGUGAGGAGGCUAUCUUCCCUGGUGGUCCAGUAGGGGUUAAUAAUAGAUCGCUGAUAAUAUAUCUCUGAUGCUCCAAUAGUCUUAAUAAUUAUUCCUUGGUGACCGGGUUGGGGAGUGCAUGGUCUGCACCUUCACCUGGUACAGACCAUAUCAAUUGUUAUUUGUGGUCUGGCACUCAGUGAGGAAGUUAGAACACAGGCUGGGAAUCUGGGGGACUGUGCAGAAACCCUCGCUAAGCUUUGAAACCACAAGGGAGCUAUUUAUAUGGUCUGCACCAGGCAGAAGUGCUGACCAUGCGCCCCAACUCCUGACCACCAUUUACCACCAUUCCUUAGACACUGCACACCCCCUUCCCACUGCUGGUGUGCCCUAUGAGCUGCCCUACGGUAGCGCCAUCACCUAGCGUACCUGUGAUGUGGUGAACCUGGUCUAGACUUUUCUAGAUUCACUGUAAUCUAAAUAGUUUACAAGCAGGCUUUCCUUUUAGAAAUGAAUUCUCUUUUUCUGUUACCGAGCCACACUUUUCAAUUCCGUAUUACUGCCUUAACUGUAGGUUAAAGCUUCUUUACCACAACCGUUUCCAAGUUGCAACAUGACUGUACUCCCCAAAACAGGAUCUGUGCUAUGGAAAAUAUUAAAGUAAAAAAAUAUUUGUUAUAGAAAAUAUCCUUUAGUAGAAUUUUAAGAUAAAAUUCUGUAAAUGCCCACUUGACAGGUGAGUACAUACUAAUGACAUCUGUUUAACAUGUCACUAUAGAUUUAUUCAUACAGCUCCAAGGCAUAUCGUUUGAGUGUUUUAGUUCAUAUCAAUCUUAAAUCGUAUGUUAGUUUAUCACUUUUUUUUUUUUUUUUUAUCUAUAUAUUUAUUUUCUUUUUGCAACUCCAGCCAUACAAUUUCUACCUGAUUGUUAUGGAAUUGGAAAGUUAGUUUUUGUGUGUGAGAGAGGAUAUUUCUGUUUAUAGGUGCUAAUGUUUCCACAUUGUGGCAAAAACGAUGUUACUAUAAUUUGACAUUAUUUUACUCUAAAAAUGUUGAAAUUAUCUGCUUACUUUUCUGAUAUGAAACUGAAGAUUAACAAUAAAGGGAAAUUAAAGGCUAGGAAUCGAAAAUUGUAUUCCUAGCUCAAAAAGGGUUAAAAACCCUUUUGCCACUUACCUGAAUUCAGCACCCAUGUGCCUCCUCUGACGUUGCUGCGAUCGCAUUAGGAUAACCCCAUAGAAAAUCUGAUGCAAUGCUUUCCUAUGGGGUUUUAGCAGUUGCAGGACGUCCAGUGUCAGUUAGGCAGCCAAAAGUAACCUAACCACCCAGAAACGUCUCUAGUGGUUGUCUGGUAGACAGCCACUGCUGGUGGAGUUAACCCUGUAAGGUAAUAAUUGCAGUUUCUCAAUAACUGCAAUAAUCAUCAUUGUAGGGUUAAACUGACAGGGGCACUGCACCCAGACCAAUUAAAUGAGCUGAAAAAAAUAAAACAAAUGCACCCAUGCUGCGCAUAUCCAUCUCUUGGCCAUACACAGAAACCCAUUCAGCCGUCCCACAAACCCGUGAUAAACAUUUCUGUCCAGCUGCUUACAAGAAUGACAACCAUUCCCUAAAGGGAAUGCAUGCUACAGCCAACAUAUACAUAAGAAAAUAAAUACAUGCUGUUAGCUGUUCAAUUGUGCGUGUGCGUGCAAACCAGCUGCAUAUUUUAAACACUGGGAGGUAAUAAAUCAGGAUGCAGGGUGGACAAUUCUAAAGAGACGUGCCAGUGACAUCACUUGCUUCGGUGAUGCCCAAAAUGGGAGAUCCCACCUGCAAAGAGUUUGGACUGUCCAGAACAAGAUCGCAGGCCAGGAUGGCUUACAGCCUCCCUGGUUGGCCCCCACUCAGCAUUGCUGAAACACUUUCUAGUGUAUUUAGAUAUGUGACACCAAGGAACAGAAUCUUGACAAUCCUGACCAGAUCAGGACAGUUGGGGCGCAUGUAACAAUGUUUACAGUUUGGCUAUGUUAGAAUUUUGGAAAAUUCACAAUAACGAGGAUUGUUCAAACCAAAACAACAGUGUUUUUAAUCCUGAGGAAGCCUUCCUAUACUGAUCCCCUUUUCCACCAAAAAGUGAAUAAAAAGGAAUAUAGCCAAGCACACACCUCCCCCCGAACCCUCUGAUCCUUCUUUGCUGAUGUCAUGCCACCUUGCUGCAGGGGGACAUAUGUCAGGGAGAGGAGGACAUGGGUGGGACAGAGGGUAGGCGUGCUGCUAAAUAUGUCCCAAUGGUGCAAAGGGAGGUGGAGUUACAGCUUCAGCAGCAGAGAGGUUAAAUUCUGUAUGUACACCAUUUUAUAGCGAAACACUGCUCAUACAGAAUUCAUGGUACCAUGACCACUUCAAACCACUGAAGUGGACAUGGUUCUUAAAGUUACCCUCUAAAGCUCAGUAACAGGAUUAUCCACUAUAGUGUGAAUUGCCAUAAUUCAAAGUGAAUUCAAAUUUUAGACCUAAAUAGACAUCAAACAUGUCACAGUUUUUUUUCCCACUCAGGUCACAACUUUAGCCUAUUAAAACUAAAUGGCAAAAUCUAGGCAAGUAUAACCAAUUAGGAACAAUUCUCAAACUUUACAGCCAGAGGCCUACCUCGGUUAGACAGCACCUGUGGCAGAAAUCUAUUUUUGAAACCUGCCCAGCCCAAAAUGUAAAAAAAUUAGUCUCCCUUUGCAUUACUCCUAAUCCCCUUUUUGUUAGGGAAAUUAAACACACAUACUGACAUUCAUAUACACACACACAUUCAUAUUUACAUAUACUUACAUUCAUGUGUACACAUACAUUCAUAUACACACACAUUUACAUAUACUUACAUUCAUGUGUACACAUACAUUCAUAUACACACACACAUUUAUAUUUACAUAUACUUACAUUCAUGUGUCCACAUACAUUUAUACACACAUACAUGGAAACAGAAAUACGCAGACUCAUACACAGACUCUUAGAUAUGCAUUCAUAUAUUAUAUAUAUAUAUAUAUAUAUAUAUAUAUAUAUAUAUAUAUAUACACACACACACUCAGUACUACAUCCAUACACAGACACACACAAAUUUCUAUUUUAAUACAGUGAGGUGCACCCAGCCGCCCUGUUCUUACCUUGACAAGGAGAGAUGGGGUGGAAUCUCAUACCAAGUGAGGAGUUGCUGGCAUCAGUCUCUGUACUGAUUUCCCAGCUCCGAAACGCUCUGUACUGUUGCUAGUGUUGGGAUGAUAUCAUAUACAGUACUCGCGGAGGAGGGACUCUCCGGCAGAUUGGACCGUGAUCCCUGGAUCUUAAGUGAAUAUUUGAGGCCCGCUUCGGGUGCGCAGGUGAGCUGGCUAGACCACCACACCAUUGGUCACAGCUGGUCUAUUUUUUGAGUGAAUUUUGCAAUUUGGAUUUUAGUGAAUAAACCUGUUUGAAUUUCCUAACAGUUCACAUUUUAAUAAAUAACCUGGUCAGUUAAUAGUUUGUAAUAUCAGGAGAGAUUUGAGCAUCUAUAGCCGUGCCUUUCAUUCGAUUUUGCCACUGGCUAAAAACAAAAGAAAAUAGUCUCCUCUAUAUUUUUGUAUUCUUUAUCUAUUUUGUUGUGUUUCUAUUUAGACCAAUCAUUGUAUAAUAAAUAAAUAACAAAAAAAUAAGUGCUCACAAAAAGAUGUAUAGCAGGGCUACAGGACCUCAUUACGAAUACAGCAGCAAUGUAUUAUGACUUAAGAGAAUUGUGUGAAGUCUAGUCCACAAACAGAGAACCAAGGUUUAGAAACCGUUAAUUUAGAGGAACCAAUCCACUCUACACAAACAGAAUGGAAUUAUGAUGAAACGUUGAUGUGGGGACUAUGAACUCACAGGACAUUCAGAAUCACCGUAAUUAAAAUAACUUUGUAUUACUUGGAUUUUCCUCUAGAUACAAUAUGACAGAUAGUGACAAUUUCCAUGACUAACAAGAAUUUAUAAGUCAUAAACCACAGUAAGGAGAGCAUCAGCAAUAAAAAUUGAAUCUGUAAAUGUAACUAUACUUAAAGGGACACUGUAGUCACCGAAACAACUGUAGCUUAAUGAAUCAGUUUUAGUGUAAAGAUCAUGCUUCUCAGGUUUCACUGCUCAAUUCACUGCCAUUCAGGAGUUAAAUCACCUUGUUUCUGUUUAUGCAGCCCUUGUCACGCCUCAACCUGGCUCUGAUUGACACAGCCGCCAUGAAAAAAAAAUUGGUUUCACUUUCAAUCAGAUGUAAUUUACCUUAAACAAUUUUAUCUCUUGCUCUGUAAAUUGAACUUUAAUCACAUAAAAGAGGCUCUUGCAGGGUCUAGCAGGCUAUUAACAUAGCAGGGGAUAAGAAAAUCUAAAUGAAACAGAACUUGCAAUAAAGGAAGGAUAAACUUUAGAUCACUCUUUACAGGAAGUGUUUAGGGAGGUGUGACUAGGGUUCAUAAACAAAGUGAUUUAACUCCUAAAUGGCAGAGGAUUGAGCAGUGAGGCUGCAGAGGCAUGUUCUAUACACCAAAACUGCUUCAUUAAGCUAAAAGUUGUUUUGGUGACUAUAGUGUCCCUUUAAUAAAACAAAAAGGGGCUAAAAAAAAAAAAAAGUCUGCAUACAUAGGAAUAUAAAAUAGUAUCUGAUGCAGUUGUACAAGAUAAUUGUACAUUCUGUAAUGGUAUAUGCAUUAAUAUAGUAAACCCGUGUAAUUGGUUUUAGGACGGUCAAGUUGACCAGGUCAGUCUGACCUCAAAAUGAUUCCAGGAAGAACACAUUAGCUGAAGUGCUAUCAUGGAAGUUUUAAAAGGCUUUAUAGAAGGAGGUAAUCACAACAUAUUCAGUAUGACCCAUGUGUUUAAAAGAGGUUGGGAUUCAUUGGCUAAUGAAUAAGUUACCAGCUGUAGCCGAGGAAAAAAAAAAAAGUGUCCUGGGGUCAAGUUUUUAUGUUGUCUUAAAUUCUGUCUUUGAAACAAAACAAAAAAGAUCAGUCAAAGUUAAUGACUCCACAGCUGGGUGCACAAGAGGGACAGUAGAUGUGUAAAUAUAUAUAUUAAAUGCGGCCUUGAAAAUUUUGGACCACCAAAUUCCAAAGGGAGGGACAGAUAAAUAGCCCCCUUAUUAAAUAUAGUAUAGGGCAGGGAUAGGCAAGCUUCGGCACGCCAAAUGUUAUGGACUACACCCCCCAUAAUGCUCUUACACCCAUAUUGCUGGCAAAGCAUCAUGGUAGGUGUACUCCAAAACAUCUGGAGUGCCGAAGGUUACCUAUUCCUAGUAUAGGGCAUUCCCAGGAAUUCCUGAUGUGGUGCCAACCUCACAGAGAUAUGUAGGUGUUUGUCUCUGGGAACCAGGAGGGAGGAGGGCUCUUCACUCACUCAGAGCAAUCUUUCAAUGGGAUAUUACAUCAAUGUGAAAUCUUCAUGAGCACCUCUCUCCAAUUCAUUUGACAAGUGCCAGGGUAGGUGUCCCUCACACAUAGGAGCCUAUAGGCAGGUACCUAUCUUAGAUACUGAUAAAUCUGGACUUUACUGACGAGAAGUAAAAACAUUAGAUGUUGCAAAUUUUAGUGCAAUGAGAAAACAAUACAAGAUCUCUAAAAUAAAAAAAUAAAAAAUGUAAUCAGUUUCUACUCAGAACUUUCCCAAAUGACAGUUGAUGAAAUUUGUGAAGUGUCAUGUUAAAACAUUUCAAUGCAGUACACAGAAUGUUUCUCUAAUAAUGAGGGGCCUGUCUUAAUAAGAUAUAGAGCACUUAACCUUUAACAUACCUUGCCAAUUUACAUAAACAACUCCUCUAAUUCCUUGGGGACUAAAUACUAGUGAGAUAAAAUCCAAAUUGCUAAAUUUAGGACAAAAAAUACAUCUUAGGAAAAAUUUUUUCUAGAUGUCACUGCUUCACUGUUUAAGCUUGAAUUUUGCAAUCUGGUUUUUAAUAAACCCUCUUGUAUCACUUGCUAGACUUUUAAAAUCAUGCCUCCAAUGUAACACAGUACAUUUUUACGGUACAUUCUAGAGCAGUGUUCCCCUAACCCAGUCCUCAUGGACCACCAACAGCCUAGAAUUAAAUGUGUGUCCCUGUUUUAUUCCAAUGGAGAUACUGACAAAACCUAGACUGUUGGUGGUCCAUGAGGACUGGGUUGGGGAACACUGUUCUAAAAAAAGAAUUUUAUUGCUUUGGCUCAUAAUACUUCACACAUCCAGAAGCUGCUUGGCUGCCAAGUAUGCCCAACUCAUUGUAUGACUCCAUAGACUGUACCUCACUUCUAUCUAAUACACUUCAUUAUUGUGAAUUGUCAUUCCACAUACCUCCAUCAUAAUCAAAGCCGGUCAACAAUAACUCAUUGUUAAGGUUUUAUCAGUGUUUAUAUUCAAGUGUCUCCCUUCAGUCGAUACGGUUUGAGUUAGGAUGAAACUUUUGAUUAAGGGAACAAUCCAAACACUAUAACCACUACAACUUUUGGUGAUUAGGGAUUAUGCAUUAGGAUUUUCUAAACCUCCCACAUUGUAGGGAGUCAAACUGUCUAAGUACGGUUUGAUUUUUUUUAUCCAGCAUCCGCCAGGCACUGCUCCCUGUCUCCACAACUCCCUAUGGAGUGACAGAGUUGUUCCUACUGAGCUAAAUCAAGUGAAGGGCUUAGCUCAUUGGCUGGGAGUGAUCAGCUAAGCGCAGGAGAGCUAACAGAAGAUCCUGCUUAGGAGCUGCUGGCUUUCUAUGGGAAGUGAAGGAAACCAAAUAAAUGUAUACUGAUAAAAUGUUUAUUAGAUAUUGCUGUCUUACUAAUAUGUCGGAAGUAUGAGGGAUGACAAUUUGCAAUAAUGCAGUGUAUUAUUUAUUUAUAAACCAUUUUACCAGGAUGGAUACAUUGAGAUUUCUCUUGUUUUCAAGUAUGUCCUGGGUGUAUAGGCUGAGAACAUCAGCUGACGGUCUCAGCCUACCACCAGCGCCAAGUCUAAGGCUUCUUCAUUGAAGCCAAAUACUUGGCCAGAAGAAAAGGGGCACAGCGGACAGAUGCUUUGUACACAAAUCUGAGUUAAAUCGCUUAUAAGCAGUCUAAACUAGACUUGUACAUGGAGAGAACAAAUUACAAAUAAAAAAUGAACGGAAGAAAACCCCAAGAAAACAAAAAUUUAAAGGCGCAAAACAUGGGCAAUCAGUACGCUGCAAAAUAUAUACAUAAUGUGGCCACCAUGGGAUUGUUGAAAGAGGCACUAUGCUUCAGAUUUAGUCAGUUGUAAUUCUGUUGAUAGUCCUACACUUUAACAUGACCAAAAACAAGAACAUGUAAGAAGCGCUUAAGAUUAAAUUAAAGGUUAGAAAACUACUUUAUAUCCCACAUGUACCAGAUAAAAUGGUUUAGGGAGGUAAAUGAAUAAAUAAUGGAGCGCUUUAAAAUUAUUCCAAUCUCUUUUGUAUAGACACCAUAUAAAAACUCAUCCAAAAUAAAACAAACUUACUCAUAGGAAUUGCACAUGAAAAAAAUGAAACAAUAAUGUAAAUAGUUUUAAAAUUACCCAAUUAAUAAAUGUAUAUAGUACAAAUCAGUAACAAUUAUCCAAUCACAUUUACCAAAAUCUAGUAUACCAGCUCUAGUUUACUGGUGGCUUCAAGGCUAGUUACUAACCCCGGGCAUUAAAGGACCACUCCAUAGGUACAAUUUUGAAGAUACUAAAAUCACUGUUUAGUCUUCUCCAGAAGUUCCCAACCCAGUCCUCAAGUACCCCCUACCAGUCCAGGAUUUAGGGGUUACCCUGUUGUGUAAAGUGUUUUUUUCUUCUUCUUCUUCAAAAAACACCUUAGACACAACUGGGUUAUCCCUAAAUCCUGGACUGGUAGGAGUACUUGAGACUGGGUUGGUAACCACUGGUUGACUUCACUGAAUACAUACAGGCAUUUUUCAUGCAUGUAUUCAUUGGAUAUAUCUCUAGGGUUAUCAGAUCCACCAUGUUUUCAACACCACCAAAUUUCUUCAUAUUUUUGGCUGAUGCUGGACAUCAUUACACUCUGCAAAAGUACAUCUAGCAUCCAUAAAAUCCCCAUAGGAAAGCAUUGAAGCAUUGCUUUCCCAUGGGGAGGGCCUAACGCGGUCGCAUCGCUCACCACGCAUGCGCAUUAGCCACCCCAUCGGCUGGAGGAGGGAUAUGUAAUCCCUUGGAGUAUGUUUUGUUUAUUUUUAGCCAGUUUAUAGUAUUUUUGAAUUGUAUAUACUGUACACACAAAUGCGAUUGGGUUAAUUUUAAAGGGCUCCACUUUAUAUUAUUGUUUUUUCUUCACUUUAGCAGGACCACUAGACGUUUAGCAAAUUCGAAACCUAAAAGAACAUGAAAACAUUUUUCUAACCAUUAACCAAUACCUCAAAAUAUACCUGGGGAUAAGUAAAAAUUCCCAGCAUAACCACUUUUCUUUACUUGACUAGGUGUGCAAGCAACACUAACUAAUGAUUCCUCAAUAUCAUGAGUUAAGCCAAGUUUUAAAGAAUUACUAAAAGCACUAUGACCACUUCAGUGAUUUGACUUGGAGUCUGUAUGUGCAGCGUUUUGCUAUGCAACGCUGGACAUACUGAAUUUAACAAAGGUGUAACAAAGCUUCUUUGUUGGUGCGUCAUUAGCCAGCCCAGAACAAGAGUUACACAUUAACAAAGAUUGCAUCUGCUUUUGGAAUGAUGACAGAAUGGAACAGAUGUGUCCAGGGACUUUAGACUGGGGACAGAUUAGAUAUUUCUGAAAAAUAAUUCUACAUGUGUACAGCUCAGUGGGAAGUGUAGAAAGUUUCAAACUACAAAUCAAAUUUAGAAUCUAUGACUGGACUCGAGUUCGAUUCAUAGCAGCAAAAAUGAGAGCACUUAAAAUGCAAUGAUCUAUUAUACAACCUCACAUUCACACUUCGUUCAGAAACAAGCCCAGCUUAUACCAACAACCUGAUUAUACUUUCGAUAAACCCAGAAGUCUAGACACCAGUAAAAUACAUCUGCUGAGUUAUUCCAUAACCAUUUUAAUUACAUAAAUAUUAAUGGCGAACUGAGGCUAUCACCUGAGCUUGUUUUUAUACUUUAAUUUUGCCAUAGAGAUUUAAUUUGUUAAAGUUCACCGUUUAGUUAAUAACUAAGCAAAGUAUCUAUCAGAUGCACAUUUAUUUACGCAGAUAGCUAGCAAUGAAUAUAUAUAUAUAUAUAUACUCAUUUUAGUGAAUAACCCUGUAUUAUUGUCUUUGCCAAUUACUCCAUAAUCCGUGCUCCUUGUACCAUAUUACCAUAAUAUAUUUACAAAAAUCUCAUCAGCCCCAUUUUUGAUGCCAUGUGUAAGAUGGUCGACAGUCUGUAAAUCAAAUUUUAGGACUGGGCCACAGCACAUCUCUAGCCAAUUUCAUAAUGAUUUUGAAGGAAUGCUACUUUAAAAAGACACUAUAGUCAUCAAAACAACUUUAGCUUAAUGAAGCAGUUUUAGUGUAUAGAUCAUGCCCUUGCUUUCUCACUGCUCAAUUCUCUGCCAUUUAGAAAUUAAAUCACUUUGUUUUUGUAGCCCUAGUCACACCUCCAUGCAUGUUACUUACACAGCCUUACUAAACACUUCCUCUAAAAAGCUAAUGUUUACACAUCCUUUAUUGCACAUUUUGUUUAAUUUAGAAUUUCUUAUCUCCUACUCUAUUAAUAUCUUGCUAGACCCUGAAGGAGUCUCCUGUAUGAAACUAAUGUUCAAUUUACAGAGCAUGAGAAAACUUUGAAACAUCUAAUUAAAAAUGAAACCAUUUUUUUUCAAUGUAGACUGUGUCAGUCACAGCCAGGGAAGGUGUGGCUAGGGCUGCAUUAACAGAAACAAAAGGCAUGAUCUAUACACCAAAGCUGCUUUAUUGAGCUAUCUGUAGUGUCCCUUUAAGUUAACGUACAUGUAAAAUGAACAAUACAUCUGGCUGCAGUUCAGCUACAAAAGGCUGGCUUGUCUGUACUGUUUUGAAUGCAGGCUGAAAGGUUUUAAAAGUAUGUAUAAGUAUAAGAAAUACGCAAGACAAUCAUUUGGGAUGAUCUCACAAGAAUGUCUCAAAAAUAUAUAUUAAUUAAUAUGAUAGUUUUGCGAUUCUGUUUGUGCAGUCAUUGAUUUUACAGAUGGCUAAGAAAGCUGACAAUUGGGAUAACAAACUGCAAUGCGUAACAAGUGUCCCAUGUAUUUAAUAGAAUGUUGGCCCAGUGUAUAUCCAAAUAAAGUAAAUGGGGAUCAGAUAAGGGGGUAACCUUAGGGUCGUUAAUGAAUAGUAAUCUGUCCCAGUACUAUCAUAGAAAAGGUCAAUAAAAUCCUUUAUUGGUAAAACUAAAACCACACACAUACAAAUGCUUACUCACUUGUCACAUCCACCACCAUUGUAGUUAAUUGGGGCAGUAUAUGUGACAAGAUCUAAAUAUGCUAAGUGAGGAAUACGUACAAAAAGGAGGGGAGUAAAAUGUAACAAAUAACUAAACGGACAAAAUAUGGGCAGAAACCCUGUAGGGAGUUAAGCAAAUACUCCCCCGAAGCAGUAGCUGUAUAAUGCACGCAACACAGUUACAAUUGACUGGCUAGAUUGCUUGAUCAUAAUAUAUUGACACAAGUGUGGCAAAAUCUAUUGUAGUCCUCAAAUAGAGUGUAAUAAACACUAUGUUAGCAAAACAAAAAAAGAUGCUAAAUGAGGGUAUACAAAACUAGUGCAACGUGCUAUCUCAAAAAAAUAUAUAGAGUAAUUAUUAGCAAGAUAGCAUAAAUAUGCUCAUUGCCAAUAAGUAGGAACAGCUAACAAGGUUAAUGCCCCAAAGAAAAAAAACAGAUAAAAUACCAUGGCCUGAAAACGCCAAUAAAGACUGAGAUGCAUAUAAGUCUGCAGCAAUGUCUCAGUCUAUGGGUAUAUAAUAGAAAUUAGCUGACACAUCUAGGAUCAUAGCCUGGUAUAACGCACAAUCUCCGUAGAUUCCCUGAUCUGUGCCUUCAAGGGCACCGGUCUCUAAAUAAUAAAUAGAGUUAACUGGCUAGCUGCUCUGUGGUAUAACUAGUUAGACGGUCAGCACGGAGAUAUACUCAUUAUGAUAAAAAUAACAACUACACUAAUCAGUGCCUUCAUGGGCACCUAUACAUGACUAGUGAGUGUCCCAUGUACCUGCAAUCUUUUUGGAGUUUUUAUCUGGGGUUCAGUGUAGGGUAAAUUGUAAAAGUAGAAGACUGUGAUGUUUUUGUUGUGAAUAGGUCUUGGUGAUACUAGUAAGUGCUCUACAUUUGAGCUUUAUGCUCAUCACAACAGGAUAGACAUGUUCUGCACACUUAAUGGAUAACCCUAUAGUUUUUGUUUUUUGACAACCAUAAGAGCACUCAUGAAAAUAUUCAGAGUUCUCAUAGAUAUGAAAAAAUAAAAAAUAAAAAUCACGAGUAAAAGGAUCUUUGGACAAAAUAUUCUUUUAUGUGACUAUUGCUCAUUCUUUUCAAUUAAUGAAUUCAAUAUGCAUUAUAGAGUUGUGAGUUGCGCAUGAGUAGUCUUGCACACAUUUCCCAUAAUCCUCCUACUAUGCAGUGGUUUAUAGCAAAUAUACAGCUCACCCACAGAAACCCAGAGGACUAUAAUUGGCCGACAGACUUGUUUAUUUUGUGUGAAAAUAGUGUUGUAGGUAUUUGAUGCAUAAGGGGUAUACCAAGGUAAGUAUAUUUAAAACAAUUUCUUUAAUGCUAAACAGAAAUGCUUCUGAGACUAAUUUUGCAUAGCUACCGACCACCUUCAUAUUAUUUACCUUUUUGACUCAAUUUUAUAGUAUAACAUCUGAAACUUUCCAAACACAGCUUAGAUUUGUUGGUCAGGAUCGAAAUAAAUACAGCAAUAUGUGUUUAUGAGUAGGUUGUGAUUUGUUUAACAUUCUACUGGAUGAGGAAUGCACAAAAGGCUAAAGGAAUGGACUUUAGAACAGUAGCUGAUUUAUAAUACACAUUCUGAUUUAGGAACUGUGCUCAUAAAUCAGAGAACAUGGAGGGAGACGUUUUAAAAAGCUAGAAAGUACAACCAGCAUCCCUUGCCUGUUAUUAACAUUCUUGCCCUGUUUUUUUUUAUUAGGCCCCGAGCAAGUUGGAGGAGACUGUGGAGGAGAAAAAUCAAAAACAUGUACAGUUUUGUAGAAAACAACUCUGCAUUCCCAGCUGAAACGAGGAUGAAUUAUGCAACAAGAUAAUGUCCUCAAAUGACAACAUUGACAUAGGUUAAGAAGAUUUUAAAAUAUAGUGAUUAGUAAUGUUGUCUAAUUUAUAAAUAUAUAUAUUGGAUGUCUAUAAUAAAAUACUGACACAAUGAUAAGAGGCUAGUACAAUACUUUGCGUACACGAAACAUCGAAAUUAAAACAAUUUCUGAUGAGUUGACAAGAAAUGGGGGUCUUUACUUAGAACAAAUGGAUGUCGUCUAGAGAAAAAAAAAAAAAAGUGAUGUUAAUGUGCUCCGAUGGCAGUCAACCAUUAAAGGUUGUGAAACUAGGUAUGAAGUAGGGAAGAAGAUUAAAUGGAAGUCUUGGAGAUAUAGAACAUUGUUGGACAUGUUGGAAAAUACAUCUGAUCAAAAUCAUUCUUUAAUGAAUAGUGACACCCUAACGUAUAAGGCUAAGGUAUGUAGAAAGCUGUAUGCAUUUUCCAUGUUCUAUUUCAAAAUUAUUUGUUGUUUUCUGUAGUUUGAAUACUUUUUCUCCAUAUAUAGUACAAGCAAACUGAUAAUAGGGUACUCAUUACACAUAUGAAAACAGUUAAAAUGUUACUUUAUGGUACAGCUCAGUCUGAAAUCACACAGUUGUUUGACUCUACAUUAAAGGACCACUCUAGGCACCCAGACCACUUCAGCUUAAUGAAGUGUUCUGGGUGCCAGGUCCAGCUAGGGUUAACCCUUUUUUUUUUUUAUAAACAUAGCAGUUUCAGAGAAACUACUAUGUUUAUAAAGGGGUUAAUACAGCCCUCAAAUCCUCUAGUGGCUGUCUCAUUGACAGCCGC